Messenger RNA from Podarcis lilfordi (Lilford's wall lizard), 51306 nucleotides. The record is from the annotation of a GenBank genome assembly. Lineage: Eukaryota; Metazoa; Chordata; Lepidosauria; Squamata; Lacertidae.
CGGGGCGCAGGGCCGUGACGCGCGUGUUGUGAAACCCGACCCAGCUUGAGAAGAGGCGGGAUUCCGCCCAGUGCUGCUGCUGCUGUCAGGCUGUUGCGCGGCGCGCGUGGGGACCGUGGAAUUCGCCGGAGCUCUUUCCACUGCGCGGCAGCAGAACCAGGGGAGGCGAGAUAUUGGAAGGAGCUUCCUGCCGCUCUUACUCUUAAUAACGCGGUUCUUCUCUGCUAGCGGCGGCAGCUCCUUGCUGGUGCGUUGCAGGCGGUGCUGCGGAGCCCCCAGCGCAGGGACUGCGGCGGCGGCGCUGCUGCUGCCGAAGGAGGGAUGGAUGUAGCGUCGGAGUUGUACUACCUGGCCGUCCCGCUGCUCUUCACCGUCUUGGCCGUGAUCCUCGCCUCGGUCUUUGUAAAGCUGAGGACCGGCUCGGAGGGCGACAAAGCGGCGGCGGCCCCGGGAGGAGGCGAGCCCCGAGAGGCCGCCGAGGAGAGCGCUGCGGUAGAGCCGGCGGACGGGGCAGAGGGCGGCGAAGAGGGAGCGGAGGAGCCGGGCGCAGCGGGGCCUCCCCGGCUUCCUGAGGAGGGAGGCGGGGAAGUGAAGGGCGAGGGGAGAAGGCGCCGCGAGGAGGAGGAGAUCGGGGCUGCCGAAGAAGAAGGGGACGAGGAGGAGAAAGAGCCGAGCCAGGAGAGAGGCGCCGAGGAGGACGAGGACGCCGCCGCCUCUAGGACUGCCCAAGCCGGACAGCAGAGCCACCCGCAGGAGGUCAAGAUCCUCAGCCAGGCGGCGGCGGCUGUCGCUGCAGCUCCGGUGGCGGUAGAAGAAGAGCAGGAGGAAGAGGAGGAAGAAGAGGAGGAGGAAGAGGAGGAGAGCAAGGUAAAGGAGAUGCUACUGGGGGAGCCAGGGAGAAGUGUGUGCUUGGAGUCUUGUAAGAUCCAGGUGUGUGUGUGUGUGUGUGUGUGUGUGUGUGUGGAAGGGAGCCCGAGAGUCAUCUAGUCCAACCCCCUGCAAUGCAGGACUCUCCACUAAAGCAUUCCUGUGUGUGCAUAUAUAUGUAGAUCGCGGAGCUUUUGCAUUUUGUGCGCGUUUGCCUCGACUUGUGCAUGUGAGCCAAGCCGGUGACUUGAACUGUGCGAGUAUUUGGUGGGGAGGUCAAUGCGCUCUCCUUCCUUUCCUUCGAAAGGCCGAGCGAAGCCUCCCGCCGCAGCCAAUCAAGGCGCGGAUCGCCUCCUCCCGAGGACUCCCCUCGCCGCACCUCGCCUUUGUUGCUCUGCGUUUCGUGCCCAUUCAGCAUUCCAGGCAACUGGCGGGCGCAGCUCCAGGGCGAUGCCACGUUCCAUGCAGUGCUAUUACUUCUAAUACUUGCCCUAGCCCGCAUCCUGGAAAGACCGCGAGUCAAAGAGGUAAUAAACGGGGGAGAGCCAUCCAGGACCCUCGAUCUCUUGACAGCAUCAACCCAAACUUUGAUUGUAACAAACGAGCUGCCUUGGUUUCACUCUUUGUACAUCCCAGUGCAUCUAUAAAAGGGAGACCCCGAAAAGCUUUCCAUCCCCUUCUCUCCCAUUUGUGUAACUGGCUCAGGAAGCCCACCUGUUGCUUCAGGAAGUGUGAGCAAUGACUGCUUGUUAAUACUGUAAAUGUCGCAGGCGUCAUUCAGAAGAGAGACUUUUAAGAUUCCCAAAGAAAAGGUGUGCUGAUUCAUUUAUUUCUGAAAUAGCUUGAUGGAAAUAAUGCAAACGCAAGCAUUACCUUUUACCUUUAGUUGCUUGUGCUCACUUUGGGAAUCUGCCUUUGGCGUUUUGUCUUUUCUGUUGGUAGCCUAAAUGCUAGAGGAGGUCUUGGAAAGUCUUCUCCUUACUCAUAAUGCAACUAUACAUGAAGGUGAAAUCCCCAUGGGUGGUGCCUUCUCCAGCCGUUAAGAAGGACAGGUCUGGCUUCCUAUCUCCUCCUGCAGUCUCAUGUUUUCCCAUAGUCUCGAGAGUGAGACACAUUGUGAUGUCCCUUAUUUUCCCAGAGAUGUGCCCUGGAUAUGCAUAGGGCAGGAGGCACUGGCAUGCAGCAGAGGUAAAAAAUACUCACCUCUGCAUUCAGCCCUGGAUGGCUUCUGAUUAAAAAUAAAUGAGCCAUCUUCAAGACACAAAGAGGUGACACACUGCCUGCUUUGUCAACCUACCAUUGUUCUAGUUAGGCUAUAAACCAUGUGUUGUGCUUAAAAUCCUUAAUAUCUAAAAUAUGUCCCAUUACUUCACUCUCUUCUAGACUGGCACUGGAACCGUAUUCCUUGAAGUAGCUCAAAUAUAGUCCAGACAAGUGGGACUUGCAGCAACAUUUGGCCAUGCUUUUUCUAGGAUACUCCAUUCCAUUUCCACUCCCACCGGCUUUUCCUGUCCCCUCCUCAACAGUCAGCAUUCCCAUGGCCACUGAACAUGCUUGGUCCCUGUGGGGUUGUUCUAUGUGGGGCUGCUACUUUGAUUUGAUUUUUCUACAGACUAUUUUGUACUUUGCUCUGUCUGUAAGUACUUCUGCACAUCACCUCCUGGGGUAUUUUGGCUAUACAGGGAUCCACACUCAAGGAAUGAAUCUGCCCUUAGCAUAUAGGAUGAUUACAGAUGCACAUUGAAGUAUCACAACAGAUGGCUCCAGGCAGACCUUUUUUUAAGACACUGGAAGGCUAAGGAGGGUGGUGCCUGAAUGUUCAUUUGAGGGGAUCCCCUCAUUCUUAACAGUGCACCCUGCAUUAAGGUCAUUUCCAGGGCUUUUUUUGCCCUGAGGUCUGGCACUUCUCAGGUGGGCUCCAUUGCCAUUAUAAGAGAACAAGGGAGGUGUUUAUGGUGAGUUCCAGCACCUCUUCUUCCAUAAAAGUAGCACUGGUCAUCCACCACCACCCCACUCCUGUUGGAGUACACUUUGUCCAGAUAGAUGAGUCACUGUUGUCACCCUCAUGUACAAGGCCAAGAACAAUUCCUUUGCUGAAGAAAGAGGCUGCCAUGAGGGCUUGAAAAGAGGGAAGCAGUCCACAACCCCACCCACACCAGCACUUUCGCCUAAGUGCACCACAGAAUGUGCGCUGCCUAACAUUGACUUGGUUGUUGAGGAAAAUACUGCAUAUAGAAAGUGUGUGUAAAGUCUCAUGAAGAGUCCAAGUCUAGUCUCAUCACCACUGUGGCAUGACUCAGCAUUGGGGAGGGAGGACAUUGAUUCCUCCAUUAUGUUGGGUGUAUAAUCUUUGCAACUCCAUAGAAAUAGCGCUAUUAAAAGAGCUGUUGUGUUGUAGUGGCUAGAUGACAGACGACAUGAGCUGCAGUCCAGAACGCUUCCAAUUCAAAUCUACUCUCCAUGAUGGAUCUCACUAGGCAUUGCUAUAUCAUCAUCAUCAUCAUCGCUUCCUGAAUUACUGUAGACACCAAAGCUGAAUAAUUCCCCAAAUAAAAGGUGAUUUUGGAGGGGAUUUACUAAAUGAAAGUAAUUUAUAAGUGCCCCCCCCCGCCAAUUUGUUUUGGAAUAGCAGUGGGAACACCAAACUUGUGUCUCCUUCCAAAUGGUGUUGGAAUAUAAUUCUCAUCACCCCUGACUGAAUAACGCUGCUCAUGGUUAGAACAACUAAAAGGGCUGGUGCCUGGUUAAGUGUGUGCAGGAGCGUGGCAGGCCCAGAGGAGAUUAAUGAGCAGUGAGCCUGUCUGAGUGCUUUACUGGGAUCCAACCCAGAAGACUUCGAUUUAAGAUUAUUUAAUUCCAUUGACGUCACUGUCUUUAACUAGUUUGUGCCGUUGACUGCCUCAUACAUAUCUUCCAAUCCCACUCUCCCAUCUCUAACGGGGGAAUAAUACUAACCUGCUUAGAAGUUGUGGUAAGGAUUGCUGAAGUUAUUUGAACCCACAAAAAGUGCUAUAUAAGUAUUAUUUAUUACAUUUAUAUCCCCCCCUUUCCCACAAUGGGCUCAAAGUAUCAUACCCCCCAUUUUAUCCCCACAACAAUCCUGUGAGGUAGGCUAGGUUGAGAUGUGAUGACUGACCAAAGGUUACCUAGUGAGCUUCAUGGCUACAUUUUAACCUGGAUCUCCUGGUCUUAGUCUGAGAGCCGAACCACUACCUUCUCCAACCAGUCAGAAAUAACAACUGGGGGGCCUGUUCUUGGUUAAAAUCACUUCAGGUCUCCAUCUGAGGUCUCACUUGGUACAAAAAGCCAGUGCGGAGUAGUGAAUAAGAUUAGUAAAGGGCCUGGCAAAUGAGUCCUGCAUUUACUCUGCUCAUUUUGUUUUCUGGUUCAUAUGCUGCUUGCGUCUGCGGCAUCUCUGUAGGAGAAAUGCUACCUUCGUUGGUUUUUUUGCGAAGUAAAUGGAAGCAGUGCAGAGUCAGCACAUCUUAGAAACAGGCCCCUAUAGCCCAGAUGCCAGAUUGCAGGAGGAAGGAUGUGUUUGUUGAUGCUAUUGUGAUUAUUAUUUUCAUCCCUGGACCCGGUGAUUACCUUCCACAUCGCUCGCUUAGCUCCUGUGCCUGUUUAUGCCUUUGGGCACCCUUUUACCUUGUUUUGUAAUUUCCCCAGGGAAACAUUGGCAAGAGGGAGAAGUUGCCCUAAGCAGGCCUGCUGAUCAGGAGAUAGCUUCUGUUAAGCCAGCUGGGUUUCCCAGCAUAGAGAGCAUGUGCUGGCUUCUCUGGGUGGAAAUAUACAGCAUCUAAAUAUAUAUAUAUAUAGCUGGCCUCAGACAAGCAGCCUCACAGUGUGCUUGGUGGGAGCCUCCCCAUUGUCGUGGCAUGAUGGGCGUCUCUUGGUUCAGAAAGAAUUACUUUUAUUUCUCUGAGGUGGGGCUGGGCUCCUUUCUGGCUAGCGUACACCCUUCUCUGCCUUUCCCCCUAUUCUUCUGUCUCUGUAUUAGCUACAGCUUAUCUACGCUUUCUAAGAGUAUCUACAAAAGCAACGUUUAUGCCUGCUCUGUACAUAAGGUCACCUCAUUUUACUGCCUUUUUGCUGUUUGUACCCAAAUAUGUCCAUGGGGUGUUCCCGUGUUUAUUGUGUGAUAACCAUCAGUGCAGAUUAAUGGGCAGUUUCCUGUGACUCCUAGCUGUAUGUCCAUAGAACACAGCUUCACAAACAAAGCUGUUGUGUGAAUAUGUUUGGUGGCUCCCAUGUUGCUAACCCUCAUGGUUUUGGAGAUAAUUUUAGAAAAGGGAAAACUCUCAUUUGGGGGAAAGACCUUUUGUACACUGUAAAGCUACCUGAGGUGUUGUUUUUUCCUCCGUCAGUGCGUCUCCUAUCAUGUCUGCCUCCCUUCCCCUCAGAAUGAUAAUCACCUCUCACCACCACCAUCAUAACCCUGUCGCUCCAUUUUUUUCUUGUUACCUGUAAUCACAAAAUCUGUGCAAACUCAAACUGUGAAUGAAGAAUGCACCAAAAGGAAUCCGCACAUUCUAACUGUGUUAAAUUUCACGUGCUGCAUUUUUUUUUUGGGGGGGGGACUAAAUUUGAAUCCACGUUACUUCCUGAACAGUGCCCACUAAAUUGCCUCAGAAACAAAUUAUGUUCCCUAAGUUGACUCCCUCCAGUUAUUGCUGGACUGCAUCUUCUAUCGCCGCUGUUCGUUGGUCAUGCUGGCAGGGACUGGUGGAAGCUGGAGUCCAAUAAACACCUGGAAGACAUCAUAUUGAUUACCCCUGCCCUAUGUCAAUAAGCAAACUCCAUUUGGUGUUUUUUAUAUAUAAUUAAGGGAGAGUUAUCAGGCCUUUUGAUUAGAACAACCACAGGAAACCAAUGCCUGGUUAAGUGUGAGUCUACCAGGUCCAGAGGGGUUUAAUGAGUGGGUGGGCUUAGCUGGGAUCCUAGCCAGAAUGCUUUGAUGCAGAAGUAACACGCCCAGCAGCUCACUGCCUUAACUGCCUUGUGGUGUACAUUGUCUUUCUUAUUUAUUUAUUAUGUUCAUUUAUGCAGACUGCAUACCACACAUUCGCAAGGCUGAAAACCAGUACAGUGGUACCUCAGGUUAAGUACUUAAUUCGUUCUGGAGGUCCGUUAUUAACCUGAAACUGUUCUUAACCUGAAGCACCACUUUAGCUAAUGGGGCCUCCGGCUGCUGCUGCACCACCAGAGCACGAUUUCUGUUCUCAUCCUGAAGCAAAGUUCUUAACCUGAAGCACUAUUUCUGGGUUAGCGGACUCUGUAACCUGAAGCGUAUGUAACCUGAAGCGUAUGUAACCCGAGGUACCACUGUAUAUUGGAAGGAUAUUAGGUAGGAAGAUGCCUUGCGUUGUAAAGAAAAUGUCGUGUUUCAGAACCCCUCAGCCUAUAGAGUAUGGCACCUACCCAUUCCAACAUCCCUUGUUUUUUAAGUUCUCAGCCAGAAUUCUGCAAAUCACCUACGUCUAAAGUCAAGCAUUUCUUUUUUUGCACACACAACUUCCAAGGAGCAGCUGAUACAUUCUCCUCUGCCUACCAGCAAGCUACCUCCAGUUUUCUUUUGUUUGUUAAACAGCACAAUGUUGGAUGAUGGGCCGGCUUCACGUCACGGUCUCCCCAUUUCAUUUUACCCCACCCACCCGAUAUUAGAUUGUUAAAGCGAGCCGGAAUAUUCUGAUUAUUACUUCUCUGCCACUUGCCACAUGUUGUUUGUGGGAAGAAUGGCCCCAUUUAGUUUACUUGUUUUGCAUAUCUUCUUUUGGCUGAUCUCGGAGGGAGGUGAGGCUGUGCUUGAGCAGUGUCUAGAGGGAGAGAGAUGUUUCUGUACUGAGCAAGUGCUUGACAGGACUGGACUGGCACAGCGCAAGGGAGACUAGGCGUGUGUCUGGGCUGCUCUCUGAGCAGCCCUUUUUUUAAAAAAGUUGGCAUUAAAGUAAAUGGUGCCCACAGAAUUCAACAUGGGUGGCAGUCAUUAGCACUGCCCUUUAGUCUUUGAAAAUGUGGUCUGUGAGGUCUCUCAUCUCCCUUACUCUAGCUAGAGCAGAAAUAAGGGAGCCUUUGAAUAAAUACUAACUUAUUUGAUUAUUGGAUCGUGGGUUUGGAACUCAGGGUUCAGUUUUAUGCCAGGGCAGACCAUUUAUCGGCUUGCAUUUUGGUUUGUCUGAUUCAUCCAGCCUAUUUUCUCGUGGAAAAUUCUUCUAUUUGAGAAUGUCAUUGUUGUUGCUAUGAAAUUUGCAACUCCAGAGAAGAUAUUUAGGCUGCUAUGGUAUACUCCCUUACUAGGGAGCAAGCCCCGUUGAACUCAACUGGACUUGCUUCUGAGUAAACAUGUAUCAUCAGAUUGUACAGGAAAUCUGAUCAGGGCUUUGUGAGUCAACGGUGUUUGAGAGAGGUGGACUUGGAUGCAAAUAAAUAUCUGGUUCAGCUGUCAGUGAUUGGAUUUAUUUGUCCUUACUCCCAGAAAGGGAAUGUUGUUGAGCUGUUUCUCUGAUGGCUGCCUUGCAAAAAAAGAAAAGAAAAAAAAUGGAAGAAGUAUGAAGCAAGCAUUUGCCUUAAAAAUAUGCUGAUUCUUGGAGUUUUGAAAAACUUCUCCUGUCUGCCUGACACUAGAGAUUUGGUCAGGGAGCUGAGCCACUGCUGUUUGGAAGGCCACCUAGGAAGAGGUUGUUGACUACACAGCUGCCCCUAAAUGCCAAGAGGAAUCUGGAGAAAGAUGUAGAUACCUUGAAAAUAAUGACAUUCCUUGCCUCCUGGCUAAUUCUUAAUCUGUGGCAGGCAUGAUUUAUUAAAAUAAUCUUAUCUAAUCAGGAAAGCUCUAGAAAUGUCUGCUACCUGAGUUUCCGAGACACUGUGAGCUCAGCUGUCCAUUCUGUAGCCACCUCAGGGGUUUCCUAAGCAGGCAGAAGGCCCUUUUAAUUGAAUCGCUACAUCAGGAAUGGCAGAAAAGCAAGGAUGAUUGCCUCUUUCCCCUUCAACUGCCUGGAUGCAUCAUGCAUCAGGAUGUGGUUGGAUUCCGUGCAAAUAUUAAUCAGCCAACUAAAAUGUUCAUUGAUAAAAGGUGCUCUCAGUGUGCUGAUAGGCUGUUUGUUGAUAAAACCAAGGUUUGUUCACAAACCAAGGAAACCAAGGGUUGGCCCAUCCAUGACUGUUUGUCACUUGGUAACGUCAUUAUGUUGUUAUUUUGCACCCUUUACAGAGUAACACAAGCAAACAGACACACAGACACACAAACAGGUUCUGUCUGCACAUUGCAGUAUCGAAUGGUAACAUGUAGCAUCAUGUGAUGAUGUGACUGAGUGGUCACAUAUCUUAACACUACAUACAGACUUUCACUGCCUGACUUCACAUAAAAGCAAAAGUUUUGAAUCAAAUCACUUCACUUGUUUAGCUUAGCUCAAAGUUGUUAUGUGUUCAAGCUUGAGUCUGGACUAAGGAUUCUGAGCUCCUGUGUUCUGAUUCGAGACAUCACAGAACAUUGCAGGAUUUGGGCCUCUGCCAUUGGCCCUUGAACUCUGAAUUGUGAUUCGCAGCUUGGAAGUUUAGACAGCCAAUCAUGUUGGUAGUGGAAGUGGCCCAGGCUUUCAGGAAUGUAUAUAAGCAGUUGCUUUGCCCCUGUUUUCCAGUUACGUAUUCAAUAAAUUUCUUGCUGUUAUCACUGUGUCUUGCCUCGUGGGAACCCACCUACGCUUCAAAAGUCAUCACAAGCUGCAAGGAAAUCAAGCUGAUGUCCAUGUGCCUGUGAAAACCACUUCUGAGAAUGAGAAUCAGCAGCAUCCCCAGAUGCUAAGCAAUGUACUGAAAAGCCUGGGCUUGGCAGUCAAACCAAGUUUUUGCAGCAAAUUCCAACCUACUGGCUAGUUGACCACAUUUGUCUCUCUCCGCUCUCAACCCCUUGAUACCAAACACUGGAUUCCUCAUCACUUGAUAACCCAACAGUUCGAGCACCAUAUUCUGUAGAUAUUAAAUGUCUGUCCCACCCUUCCUCUUAAGGGAGCUCAGGGUGGCAAAUUUUAAAUUGCCGCCAAGUCCACCAUGACUGGCUGAGGCUCCCAGUUGCUUGGGAGAGUGGUUCUUUGGUGGUGGUGGGACCUUUCCGCCAAGAACAGUAAACAGUCUAUUUCUGUUGGUGAAGUAGGUCCUUGCUUUGGGAUGCAUGUAAUAAUAGUGGCAUGCAUUGCAGAAGUUCUUUGCAGCUGAUAGAGCUGUAGCCAGCAGUGUUUUGUGGAUAAAAUCCUUAAAUCCUUUCCUGCCCUGUGAGCUGGAUCAGAUGUAGGUUUGUGCAUCCCAUCUGCUCAUCAAGCUGCAAAGCUUUGAUGCAGGAGCCAUUUUAAAAAGGACCUGACAUCCAGCUAAAAAGGUUUUGCAGUUCAGAUAAGAAGGGAGCCUGACCAGAAGCAGAGACUAGAUGGGAUUGGAUACAGCUGUGGAUACAGCUGCCUUUCUUUCAGCUGAAGUUAUGGGAAGGAAACAAGAUGCUUGUAAAAUAGGCUCUUUUCAAGUUUCCCAGGGCCGGCCCUACCUUUAGACAGAAUGAGGCGGCUGCUUCAGGUGGCCGAUAAUGAGGAAGCAGAGUUGUGAGUGGUGAUCUUGUAUAUGGGAAACAGUAAGUCACACCACAUCAUCAAACUCAACAAAUAUUUAUUAAAACCUACAGAGCAACAAUUUUUGACAUUAAAGAGCAACAUAAACAACUUUGCCAAAUAAUAUCCAGAUUCUGAUUGUCUUGGCAAAAAUAUCCCAGGCCUUUUUUUGAAGCUUAGAAAACUAAAUCUCAUCUCUCUCUCUCUCUCUCUCUCCCUCCCUCCCUGUCCUGUUCUAUUCCUCUUGCAUGGACUGCUAGCAUGAGGCCUUCUCAGCUUGCCUCUUAAAGAGAUAGUAUCAACAGCUGACACAUUAGAGGAUCAUGGGGCCUCCCCUCAACCCCUAACCAAACCUGAUGGUCUUAGAAGUAGAAGAUGAGGAGAGUGCCCCAUCACCAGUGUUGAAAGAAGAUUCAUCUGACAUUCUUGUCAACUUCUGAAUGUGGAAUCAGGGUGGGGAGAGGAAGUGCCAUAUUACCGCAGACCCCAAAAUGCUUUUGGCUACCCUUGCCUUCUUCUUAAUAUAUUCAGUUACCAUAGAUGGGGUCCUGAUCACCCAUCAGACAUUCGGUUGUCUCUAUGAGUAUUCACACACAAAAUAGCCCUGCUAUGUAUAAAUCCUACCUACUUAUUUUGCCCAUAACAUAGGACACCAUGUUCUGAAAUCAGUAGGCUGAAAAUAAUAUCACACAGUAGGUUUAUUGUGUUAUUCCCAUUUGCAGAUGAUGAACCUGUAGUGGUUAUGGGGUGGGUGGGGGUGGGGGUUUAAAUUUAAAGUAUUACAUGCUUUGAGCAAGAAUGGAGCGUGCAGCUCUCUGAGUCCCAAUCCAGUUGCUUAGCCCCUAGGCUUUGGCUUGUGUAUGAGAAACUUGCUUGGCAUCUGAUGACUUUAAAUUUUCCAUCUGGAUUUCUCUUAAACUUCUGGAACUGUUUCCAGAACUCUCCGGGAGUCUGGAACCCAGAAUGGGCUAGACUUCAUUGUGAAUUUACAAUGUCCCUGAUAUGGGUUGAUGCUAUUGUCAACCAAUACAGGAAAUUUCUGCAUAUGCAUGUCAAGGUAUAGAAAUGCUGCCAGAUUCUGGCAAAUCCCUACUUGAGAUUCCUGAAGAAUUCACUAAGGCAAAAGCUUCUCUUGCAUCUCUAGAUGUAUGAAAGAGUGAGGCCAUUCCUUGCCUUUCCUCCGUCCCUCUAUUGUCAUAUGUGCCUUGAAAUGGCUCAGGGCAGGAAAUGGCAGGGCAAGACAGAGGGCACAUAUGAGCAAAUUUAAAAAUUGCAGCUCCCUCCUCUCACUCCUGCACACCAUCCUACAAGCCAAUUCAAGAAACAGGAGUGGAAGAGGCAUCCAAUUCAGAAAAUAUACAGACGAAAACCAGUGGUACAGUGCAGUCGCUUCCAUGGGACUUCUUCUCUGACUUAAUUUAUCACUUCUUCUUCCCAAUUAGGUACACGCUUAAAAGAUUCAAGUCUUUCUCGUCUCCCUGUGGGCCUAUUUGGCAGUAUAAUAUACAACCUACUGCCAUUGUCAGUCCUCUGUGUCCAAGCAUUGUGGAUUGCUUGGGGUCCUUGCAAACCUGAGCUAGCUGAAAUCUGGAUUAUUAUUUUGUUGUUGCUGCUGCUGCUGAGGUUGGUGGAGUUUAGUAUUCAUUCAGACAUGGGAUUGCAACAUCAAGCAAUGAUUUGUACACUUGAAGUAGCCAUCCCAUAUUAAAAUAAUGCAGAGCAUUAUUAUCACCUGACAUCUUUUGUGUGUGUUUGUGUGUACACACACACACACAAUACAGUCACAGCAAAGAAAAGAACAUAGCACCGAGCCCAUGGUGUCAUUUUACAUGAUCUUAAAACACUGGCAGUCUAUAUAGCUUCUCCACAGGCAGGUUUGUGAGGCUGGUGGAAAACCUUUAUUUUCUUUUCCCCUUACAUAUGAAAGAAAAGGGAGACUGGGUUUCACAUCAAAGGUAUUUUCCUUUACAACCCCAUUUGCAACUCUUCUAAGCCCAGUUAGUUGUUCCGAACCGCAGGCAGAGCAUUCUUAUCAUCUGACAUCAUUUUGACAACGUAUUUCACGGGAGGGAGGCAGUUCCCCAUGUCAUCUGAGUCAUCAGAACAGAUUGAUGGAGUGCUGCGCCCGUGUGCAUGUAGACCAGUUCUCAGAUAACUCUUCCUGCUUUGUUGAGGGUUCCUUUUGUGGGGAGAGAAGAUCUGGACGGUGCCUGUCGCCAAGCAAGCAAAGAUGUCAAGAUCACAGUGCAGCAGUCUUAGUUCCUCAGAGCAGGGGCCGCCUCCGACAGGCACAACCAUGUGGGAAAUGAAUUGUGCUAGACAACAGCGGUCCUAUUCGCCCAGUAAGCUGACACUUCCCCCUGCAGAGUCAGCUGCCUCCUAACUCAUGUUUUGCUUUUCAAGCAGACAAGAUCCUGAUUAAUGGGCAGUGGAUGGAUGUUAUCCCAGCUGCCCUGUAGGAGUUUCGGGUGGGGUAGCUGCAAGGAGCAGAGCUGCCAGAUGUUCCUUAAUUUUAAGAAAAGCAUCCUUAGAAGUGGGGGGGGGCAGGGGGUUAGUCCUUGUUCCUCACCACCUUUUAAAGAAAUUAAAACACAAUAGAUGAACUGGAGUUUAAAAAGGAAAGGUUUCCAUGGGAGCUCUUUCUGCUCUUGGAUUCUAGUGGGGGAGGAGAUAUGGGGAUUAUUCUCUCGGCAUUAAGCUGUGCACAGAUCAGCUCCUGUGGAAAACCAAGAAAGGAUGAGAGGGGAGAGGAAUGAAGGGGUAGUAAUUGGACUGAGAGUAGAAGCUCAAUUAAGAGCUGUCAUUGUCGUGUGCAUAUGCUGUUUUUUCUAAUAAUAAUAAAAACCACAUACACAGUCUAGCUAAUUAUAUUUAGGCUGCAUUUUAGGUUUAUAGAAUCCCAAUGCAGGCUUUCUAAAGUGGUCAGGAAUUUAACCUUAAUACUUCUCAUUCAGUCCUAUAAAUUUGUGGGAGCCUCCCCCAAAAAAUCCCAACCAAAAGGGGGUGGGUGGAGAUUUGGCAAUAUCAGGUGCGGCUCAUACUUCAUUAUUGUCAUCUGUAGGCAAAACCACAACAACACCCCAAUCUACAGCAUUCUGUUUUGCAUUUUCCUUUUCCUUUGUGCACUAGGUUCUUGAAUUCCUCCAAAAGCAAUGGAAUAAUAUUUUUAAACCUCCUACUGCGUACAAGCCAACAGCCCACCCUCCCCAACUAUAAAGUUAGGAACUCAGUCCACAUGCUCAGGCUCUUGUGACACCUUUUGUUUACUGGAGCUGCUGGAUCAGAUGACAUAUUUACAGCCAGUCCAAUUAGAGGGGCCUUAAUAGGCUCCUGUCAGUUCUAUUUUAGGGGCCCAGAGCUCAACAAACCUGUCCUGCAUGUGUACUAUAGCUCAUUGCUUCAGCCUCUGCCAGUUUGGUAUGUGAUAUUAAUAAUGAGAAAAACAAACAGCAUUUCCCAAAGUAGCAAGUAGCCAUUUAGUAGAACGAGCUAAACCUGACUGUGUUAUUCCUUUAGUGGACUACAUCAUUCCUGACCAUGGACCAUGCUGACUGGGGCUGAUGGGAGUUGGAGUCUACAACAUCUGGAAGGCACCAUGUUGGCUAUCCCUGCUUCCGAUUAUGCACACAUUUUCUUUCUUUCUUUGGUCACAUGUGUCUCCUCAUCCCCUCCCCCUUUUUUGACUAUAUUUGUUUUUAUUUUAUUUAUUAAAUUUGUAUACCUAUACCCGUAGGUCUUAGGGCAGUUUACAACCCAAAGUUAUGUUAUACAAAGUUCAAAAUACAUAAUUAAAAAUGAUCAAAACCAUUAUUGAUACAAAGGUAUACACACUAAUAGUAAACAAUCUAUUCCCCAACAAAAGCCCCUAAGCAAUACUGCAGCCCACAAAUCCAUAUACAAAAAUCCAAAUUAACAUAUAACAUUUUAAAAUAUUUUUUUAAAGAAACCUAACUCCAAUACUUCACAUUUCAAUAUUCUUUUCUGCCUCUGGUACUUCCUGUCAUUUGGGGUGGAUGGUAGCAUCAUCCUUGCACUAAAGCAGAGGUAGGCAACCUAAGGUCCAUGGGCUGGCUGCAGCCCAAUUGCCUUCAAAAUCCAGCCCAAGGAUCAGCGUGUUUUUACAUGAGUAGAAUGUGUCCUUUUAUUUAAAAUGCAUCUCUGGGUUAUUUGUGGGGUAUAGGAAUUAGUUCAUCCCCCCCCCAAAAAAAUAUAGUCUGGCCCACCACAUGGUCUGAGGGACAGUGAACUGGCCCAUGGCUGAAAAAGGUUCCUGAUCCCUGCACUAAAGCCUCCAUCAAAGUGUGGAAUGACAGCACAGCUGUGCCCCUAGACAGCAUGAAUUGUCUGGUUCUGAUUCUUCCUGGAAUCCUUCAGUUUUUAUAGACAGCAGUUGUCUUCAAAGGCUUAAGGGGCUACCACAUAGAAGAUGGAGCAUACUUAUCUUCUGCUUCUCCAGCUGACAGGUCCAGAAUGAAUAGGUGGAAAUGGCAAGGGAGGAGAUUUUGGCAACGCCGUGGGAGAACCCUCUUAACUUGACUGUGUAGCCAACUGCCUUGGGAGGUUCUGGUAGGCUCAGAUCUCCUUCGCUGGGUGUAUUUAACCAGAGAUUCGGACAACCAUCUGUCAGGGGUGCUGUGGUUGCAUGGAGAUGCUGCCUCUCCAUGUGCACCUGCAUAUCUGCAGAGGUCCAACGCUAAGUGUUCUGUCAAUAAUACUGCUACCUGUGCUGCUUCCUUGAGUGAAUCCUGGGCGCAGGGUGAACUGCUCACUCUGCCAGGGAUGGAAGGGGGAAUGAGGAAAAAGCACGUGGGGAGAGAACGGUGCCAGAUUUAUGUAUAAGCUAAACAAGCUAUAGCUUAGGGUCCCACUCUCUUGGGGGGCCCCAAAAAAAUUAGAGGGGGAAAAACUGGUUGUGCAUUUCCAAAAUAUAAGAUAAAAAACAAAUAAAAUAAAACUACAUGCAGCAACAGUGUUUUGUGUUGUGUAGGUUCCUAGGAUGUAAGUACAGUGGUACCUCGGGUUAAGUACUUAAUUCGUUCCAGAGGUCUGUACUUAACCUGAAACUGUUCUUAACCUGAAGCACCACGUUAGCUAAUGGGGCCUCCUGCUGCUGCCGCUUCUGUUCUCAACCUGAAGCAAAGUUCUUAACCUGAAGUACUAUUUCUGGGUUAGCAGAGUCUGUAACCUGAAGCAUAUGUAACCUGAGGUAGCACUGUAAUGGCUUGCUAGCCUGCUCCCUAAAAUAUCACUUGUUUGCUCAUUUCUAUAUAUAGGGUGCCUACAUUCUGCAUGGACUGGUUGCAAAUGGCUUUAGAUAUCUAUUAGGUCCAUAAAUUACCAUAUAGCGUACAUUCAACACAGAAAACAGCGACCAUUUGUUGUUGGCAAAGGACAGCUGGACAUAUAAAGGGCCCCAUUACCUUCAGUAGCUUAGGGCCUCAUCUAACCUAAAUCUGGCCCUGGGAGAGAAGCAUAACAAGCACCUUAACACACCGAGGAAGGUGCAGAAUUGGCAAUGGCAGGGAACAUAUUGCACACCUUGCCUGGGGUUGAGGGACCCCCUCGGGGACUGUUGGGGCUGGAGCCAGAUGAAGACCAGGUGCUGCUCACUGACCGAUGGCAAAAAUCUCUUGCGUAACGUAAAGGCAGCUCUGGUGACUGUUGUUACAGAGCCGGCACACAAGCCUACAUUUCAUGAAAAGAACCUCAAAUAGAUUUUUGAAACCGUAGAUGAGGAAAAAAUGGCUCAGGAGAGGGAGAUGCUCACUGUCUGUGCAAGUGGACGUGUUCUUGUCAAACAUGGUGUAUGUUCUCUUACUGCAUUUCCCAGGGGCGUGUAGCAUGGACUCGCAACAUACCUUUUUGCAAACACAUUUGCUGGUUGGAGGGGCCAUUGUAUGGAGUACCACGCCGUAAGUCCCUUGUUUAUAAUGUGAGUCCGUGCUACGUGCCAUGGGCUUGUGUUAUUAACAAGGGGCUUAUAAGAUGGUACCCCAUGCAAUGUGCCCCAUACCUCUUAAAAAAAAAAAUCAGUGUAGCAUUGCAUUGCAUUGCAAACACAAGGGGCUGUAAUGUGGAUCCAGCCCCAUCGUUGGGUAAGGUACAGAACAGAGCAUGUUAAGAUGGACAUGCUCUCCAAAGAACAAAUAACUGUAGUCUUGCUUUCCCAUCUGAAAUAGCAUUUGUGCACACAAUCUUCUCCGUUGUAAGCAGAAGAUACUUUUACUGGUUGGGAACAUUGCUUGUGGCUCUGAAAUUGCUUAGAACAAUUACUGUGCAGUGCUUUGUUGAGCUGUAAGAAUAAGAGUCUAAUAAGCAAAGGGAUUAAAAUAUAUAGGGGAUGACAUGCAUGAUGUGUGUGGGACAAGCAAGUGGAAACAGAACUCUCUCUUUGCAGGAAAAAGAAAUAUGAUAUUCCAAUUGUGCUUAUUGGGGAAAGCGUCGUUUUUAUUCUUAGUAAGGAAACAGAGAGAAAGAAAUUUGACAUGAUGUGCCCAAGGCUUGGACUUUAAGUCCAAAGCAAUAAUGGAAUAUAACUUCGCGUUUGGACUUCAAGUCCUGUGCUGUUAACACUGUAGCCAGCAAUUCCUGCUGUUUCUAAGAUUAGUUGAAAUCUAUUCAUAAUAAUGUCUAGGCAAAAUUACAUCAUAUAUUAUCAGGCCGAUGCAGUUGGAGGUCUGGUAUUAAUGAGCCAGAUUAGAAAUGUUGUUAAAAACAGCAGACUCAAACAACCUUGCAAAGCAUCCCAAGAGGAUGGGCUGGGUGCACCUGGGAGCCCUUUGUUGGCUCCUUCCCUUAUUAUUACUACAUUCAGAGCAAGGAUAAAUGUAGAAGGGAAAUAAAUAGCAGAUCUGGGCAGCUAUAUGCUGGGUAGGCCUACAAUUUGUCUGGGAGCGGUUUUAAUUGUCUGUCUAGGGAUGUCGACACCUUGGUGCAAUUGUGGAUGACUAGCUCCUGAGAACUGUGGUCUCCAGGUCACUUUCUUGCCUUUUAAAGAUCUUCAUAGGUAUAGUUUUGUGAGCUAGAUAAAAAAAGAGAGGAAUAAUCCUGUGCUAGCCACAACUUUUUUUCCAUUGCAUAAUUAUAAAUUAUCCCUGCAGCCUCAACCUUGUUCACUGUGGAGAAUGGUCAAAUGAUUAUCUUUUUAUAUAACUCAUUUUAAAAGUAAUCUCAUUCAUCCACACAACAUCACUGUGAAAAACAAGUAAACAUUACGCCCAUUUUACAGAUGAUGGGUUUGAGGCUGGGAGAGGGAGAACUUUUUCAACAACCCCAUAAUUUCAAAGGCAGGCAGAGAUGUGAAGUCCAACCCUCCAUCCCCCACUGUCCUCCUCAGAUCACGCUGGGGGGUGUCACAUAUAUUACAUUGAAUAAUUGCACCAUCUGUGUACACAAAUAGUUUAGCUGUACAUUUAUUUGCAUGCAACAUUCAAGGAGUGUUCAGUCUGUGUACACAGUAGUGGGGCCGUACAGAUCGACAAGUGUGCACCCUGCCUGUACAUGUAUAGAGACAGCUUGUGUCUGUCACCAGUGUAAUCAGUGCUGGAUUUAAGGCAGUGCGGCUGGUUCCCCUGCAUAUGGUGCCAAGCCAAGGGGGUGAAAAAUAGCAGCAGCAGCAGCAACAACAACAAAUAUUUAUAUGGGUAGCAAUAUGGGUAAACUGUACCAAAAGCAAUUAUUGUGAAAAUAAUAAAUAUUUGCAGGAAAGAGGGCACCAAAUUUUGUCCUCGCUUUGUUACCAAAGUCUGCCCUGGUGCAAUGUGUGAAGUCUAAGUCACUGUGAAGGCAGUGUGUGUGGAGCAAGAGUUGGUGAUCAUCAGUGAACUGGUCAAUGUAUCAUGUCUGUAUGAAAGCCCUUGAGACCCAUUUCAGGAUAUGAGUUAUUGACAGAGAAUACGCCACCUUCCCUUUAAAAUUAGAGAGUCAAAAUCACAGCAUGAGAGAUAGCAAGUAGAACAUCUCGCCUUGCCUAUCAGGCCAACUUCUGCCAAUAAGUUUAGAAGAUAAUGAAAGACUUCCUUCUUGCCCUGCUGCUGAUCAGUGGCAUGAGGCAUUUGGGCUCAAAUGCCAGUGGGGACGAGGAGGAAGAGGAGGCAAGGUAUGCCUCAACCUUUCUUGCUCUAUCAGGACUCAAGAACAGAUGUUCAUAGAAGGGCUUCAAGCUCCAGGAAGAAAUCCCAGGCCAGAGCUUGUCAUGCAGUUAAAGGUUUAAGUAUGAGAAGCUAAGAACCAGAGCAACCAAGCAGGUUGCAGGCAAGACUGAGAUAGCCAGGAGCUAAGCAACCAAGCAUUGACCUCAUACCAGCUGAUAUUUUACAUACAUUUGCUGGUUCGUUACAGGCAAUUUCUACCCUGCUCUUCAAGCCUAAAAGGGUUGCCACAGCAGCUAGCAAUGCAAACCAACCAUUUAAAAUAACCACCCAGUUUAAACAGCGUAACAACUGAACAGUACAGGAUGUUAAAACCAUCUCUCAAGUCACUUCUUUGAAACCACAAUUAAAGGCACUGGAGCCCUGUACACAGUUAUCUGGUUGCCUGUGUUCACGGGCAACUGGGAAACAGAAAGCUGUUCAUCAUAUGACGUGGGGAGAGGGGGACCCCAGUUGCCGUCCUUGCCUCCUCUGCCAUAUCCUUGUCGCCACUCUCAGCAUGCUGGAAGGUGAACCUCUAAAGCCAUAGGCGUCAACUACUAAGGGCUGAGCUCCCUUCGGCUCCCCAAUAAAAUAUUUGAGGGGGCCAGGCCCCCACAAAGUUGAUGGGCAUUGCCAUUCAAAUGAUGUGUGUGCACCACGUCUUGUGAUAUAAUAUGUGGGGCAGGGCUUACCUGGGUCCUCCCAAUAUUUUAUUCAAGUUGGCACCUCUGUCUUACAUAGGUUCCCUGCACAGUUUAGGACCUGGUAGUGUAGGGAGCCCUCAGAAGCUGGAACCACAAGAAGCUGAACACCUGAAUGCAGGAUCAGACCAAAGGCCCAUCUAGUCCAGCAUUCUGUUCUCACAGUGGCCAACCAAAUGCCUCUGGAAAGAACAAAAACUCUUUUCACGCUUGUGCUCCCCAGUCAUGGCAUUAGGAGAAGCCUACAAUGGAAGCAGAACUUGGCCAUUUGGGUUAAUAACCAUUCAUAAUUUUGUCCGCCAAAGCAAAUCGGCAGAGUGUAUCUCUUCCCCUGUUUGCCACGGCAUUCCUCCUUCAGUAGGCGCAUUGAUGCACAUGGGACAUAAUGUACACAUGCGUGCACAUACAGGAUAUCCAAGACGUCUCAGCUGAACGUGCUCUCCCCCAUUGACUCUACAUAUUGGCUAUCCACUUUUUUCCAUGCUGGACAAAAAGAGACUUCAGCUGUGGUUAUUCCAACGGUCUGGAGAGGUGUUUGCCUUCGCAGCUGUUUCCUUCAAUACAGGGAGGCAGAGUUCUAGAUGUGGAAUAAGGGUGAAAAGGAACAGGGCAUGAUGUCAUUGUCUCUCUGGCCAUGUUCAUGGAGUGUGCCUUUCUUCCAGACUUUGUUCCUUCCCUUUUCCUCUUGCAGCGUCUUGCAUCAGGUUUGGGUCAGAAAGCAGAGCCAUAAAUGGCAACGUGUUACUGGCUUCAGCACUGUAAGCCAAGAGUUAUUUUCCAAGCUGUGGUUUUCCUCUUCAGAGCUCGGUGUUUACAUUCCCUUCACACCCUUCUUCUCCCUCAGAGUACAGAUCACACAGAUUCCUCCUCCAGCCUCUAUGGGCUUGGGAUUGCUCUUUCACUUUUAAUAAAAACAAAAAUCAAGCAUCUGCAGACCUUACGUGCUUUUUCUCUUUGUUUUUCUUUUGCAAGGAUCAUCUGGCAACUUUACCUGUUAGAUGUCAGCCUGUGUUUGGGGGACAAGGGAAAUGAACUUGUAGGAAAUAAACAAGGUGAUAUCAUGAGCCUCUUUCCCUUUUCCUCUUGCCAGAGCUGUGCUUAAAAACAGGUGGCAGUCUGAUCUAUAGAGUCCAGUAAUAGAUGGAUUUAGCACGGAAACUGUGGGGGGGCUUUAGCCCACCAUGCCCCUCUCUGUCAUGUUCCCAUAACUGCCCAUCUUUGAAAGUGACCAGAAGAGUCAGAGCCUGGCUUCUCUCACCCCAAAAUUCACAAUUCCUUCUGACAUUAAUGUCCCCAUCGCAUUCACAGAGUGAAUGCACAGAGGAAAGGAGGGGGUAAACAAGGUUGCAAUACUCAGGAAACAAAAAUAAUAUAAUCCUCCAAUGAAUGGAUCUUUCACAAUUACAGCAGCUGCCCAAACUGCCUGUGUAUGCAGCAGUUCCCCCAGAUGCUCGCAGAUCUGUGCCUCUGUUUGCCCUCAAGCAAGAAGCUUUCCACUGCCCUCUUUCCUAAAGGGAAACCUCCUUGCCACCCCUGCUGAUGUCACUCUCCAAGCCACAGUCAGUGAACACUGGGAGAACAUAAGCCUCCCAGGGUACCGUGGCCUUCAUGACCCCAAAAAAUCUGCGCUGAUGCUCCUUUGCCUGCUGCUUGCCAACUGGGUCGAGGCUUUUCUGCCGAUGGGCCUUUCUGUCCUCUUGUUUUGCCCAUCAUUGAAACAGCUGUUCCAUCUUACAGAAGAGCGGCUUGACUUGAUAACUCUUAGGGACCCUCUGUGUGGCACAGCACAGUGGAGCUGGAAGGGACCCUGAGGAUCAUCUGGUCCAACCCUCAGCCAGGCAGCUGCACCAUACGGGGAUCGAACCUGCAACCUUGGCGUUAUCAUAAAAGUGGUGUUCUUCCUGUGCAGGCCUCAAAGCUAGUGCUGAACAGCACACGCCUUGAUUGCAGCGCAGCAAGCCGUGGGCAUGACUGCCACAGUCUACACAAAGAAUCAUAGAAUUGUACAGUUGGAAGCAGAGCCGGAUUUAGGUUUGAUGAGGUCCUAAGCUACUGAAGGUAAUGAGGCCCUUUAUAUGUCCAGCUGUCCUUCGUCAACAACAAAUUGUUGCUGUUGUUUGUGUUGAAUAUAUGGUAAUUUAUGGACCUAAUAGGUAUCUAAAGCCAUUUGCACAUAACAAAAUAUGUAUUUUAUCAAAGUACAUCAAGUUUUUUCCCCUUCAAUUUUUUUUGGGGCAUCCCAGGCAGUGGGGCCCUAAGCUAUAGAUUGUUUAGCUUAGACGUACAUCACUGGACUUGGAAGGAACCCAAACGGACUUCUCGCCCAAUCCAAUACAAUCCAGGCAUCACAGAGGAAGGUGCAACGUUCACAUGAGAUAGUUCAGCACCAAACUGUGCUUCCUGUUUUUGAGACUGCUUUCCAUAUUUCUGGUUGUGUGCUGAAGUGCAAGAAGGUCUCCCAGACAGAUGUGCCAUUAGGAAAUGUCUUAAACCUCCGGCCCCGCUGUUCCAACACAGCAGAAAGCAGAAGUGAGGAUUCCAUGGUGCUCUAUAAUUCAAAGGAGCACCCUAUUCAGAUGUUCUUGCUGUGCUCCACAUGUUUAAUGAAUGACUGUAAGGCAGAAGGGGUGGUAUUGCAGCAGCAGGCUCUCCCAUCACCACACAUACUUUCAUUUCGCCCUAUUCUGCAGUAUGGGAUGAUCUUUCCCUGACUUCAUGUUGACUUUUGCUGGAGGAGGAAGGAAUCAAUAGUUUAUUGGCACUGCCACAGCCAUUCUCUUGCAUUGCGGCAUCACACACCGCACAUAACUGCAAUGAAAACGCUGGGAGUAGAGGAAUUUUCCCUCCCAGCACUAAAUGAUGCAAUUUUUUUAAAAUUAUUAUUAUUAUUAUUUUAUUUUGCAGUGAAAACACUACCUUGUGGAAAGUCAUUUGAAUUCUCUGCAGUAACCAAGCAACAACUGCAGUUUAGUGCAUGUGGCCCAAAUGAUCGUCUCCAGAAGUGAUGAUAACGAGCAAAAAUUAGAACAUUCCUGUGGAUCCAGGGCUUUCUUAUAUUAACCCCAUUGCAAAUAUGACCAUUUUGCUUUUGUUAUGACUUGGAGAAAUGAUUCCCCACCCCCUCCCACCAUGAUUAAUUAAACUCACUGUGAUAUCCUGUGAACCUCCUGCUCACCUGUGCCUCCAACCUUGCUGUGUUACUCUGUCAGGCAAACAUGUAAAGCAAGUUCUACCAGGCCCUGAAAACUGCUGGAUUCCUCCUGAGAAAGGCCAUCUGCACUGCCCAGUUUUGGUUUUGUUGGGACAUGCUUCGGAGAGAGGCGCUCUUACCAUUGGCAAAGGAAUAGAGAGAUGAGAUGGAAAUAUGUUGUGAACACCCCCCCGCCGCCACCGCCCCGGCCAUAUUAUAUGGCCUCAUGAAAAGAUGUUCAGCACGAACAGUCCUGUACACAGCUUUUGGACAGCUGAAACAUACAUCUUGAUCUGUUAAAAAUAAUGGCCAAGGAACACCUGCUGAUUAGAAGUCAGAACAGAAACCUGAAAAGGCAAGAGGGUCAGAAAAUGGUUUAACUUUAUCAUAAUGGUGAACAUAACAAAAAAGGAGAGAUUUCCUGGAAUCACAGAAUUGUAGAGUUGGAAGGGACCCUGAGGAUCAUCUAGUUCAACCCCCUGCAAUGCAGGAAUAUGCAGUUGUCCCAUACGGGGAUCAAACCUGCAACCUUGGCAUUAUCAGUACCAUGCUCUUACCAACUGAGCUAUCCAGGCUAAAGCAUUAAUGGAAGCAUAUGUUUAUUUUUAAACUGGUAUUUUAUACUUAGCAGAAGAGUCCCAUUGGACUCUUUUCCGUGUGUGUUAAUCCCACACAUAGGCCCAGGCAGGCAGAUGUCUGUCUAGAUAUCUAAAGUUCUCAUUUGCUCUUCCAGAGUUCUAUAAUACUUAUUUUACUAUAUUGAUAUUCCACCGUUCUUGCAUCAUUGGAUUGAAGGCAGCAUACAUUGGUUUCUGAGAAGGUCUCCACUCCUGCCCAGGCACUGACCAGACCCAGACUUACUUAGCUUCCAUCUAUCUUAGCUCUGUCUAUUGGUCUAAACCUCUCCCUCGUGCACACCCACCCACCAAGAGAGAUGGGUAAUAGAGAAAACACAGCAGUAGUGCAGAUUUAAACGAUCUUACAGGCUGGGUUCAAGGACCCAAACACUGAUCAUGACCACAGCAUAUAUUUCAAGCACCAUUGUAUCACUUUAAGUCAUGGGGAAUCCUGGGAAUUGUAGUCUGCUAAGGGUCCUAGGAAUUGUAGGUCUGUGCAGUCAGCGCCCUCAAACUACAGUUCCAAUAAUUCUUUGAGGGAAGUCAUGACUGUUAAAAGUGGUGUAAUAGUGCUUUAGAUGUAUAGUGUGGAUGGGAGAAUAGUGGAUGACAUAUUGCAGGGGUCAGCAAACUUUUUCAGCAGGGGGCUCAUCCACUGUUCCUCAAACCUUGUGGGGUGGGCCCAGACUAUAUUCUGAAGGGGAAAAAAUGAACCAAUUCCUAUGCCCCACAAAUAACCCAGAGAUGCAUUUUAAAUAAAAGGACACAUUCUACUCAUGUAAAAACACGCUGAUUCCCGGACUGUCCAUGGGCUGGAUUAAGAAGGCGAUUGGGCUGGAUCUAGCCCCCAGGCCUUGGUUUGCCUACCCAUGGCAUAGUGCUCUAUUGCAUCCAGAAGAUCAGAUAACAACCCCCCAUUCAAGGAGACAGAAUUUCUCUGGUCUGGUCUGCCCCAUCUAUGCAAGACAACCAGACCAAGCCACCUUUCUGGCAUUCCCUCUAUGCAUAAGAAAACCCCAGCUUGCUGGGUCACGCUUCCUCUCCCCACCCCAAAUAAGGGCUGCUGAGAAAUAAAUGAAUGAAGAGGCGAAAGGAGUUUCCAUUUUUGGAAGCAUGGACUAAAAUAGACGUGUGUGUAGGAGAUGCUGGCUCUGUGUGUGUGUGUGUGUGUGUGUGUGUGUGUGUCCAGCCGGUUGGUGAGUCAGAGACCAGAGAAUGCGAGAUGCACCCAAAAAGGAUGGUGAAUCGCACACAUUCCUCAGCGGUGACACUUUCCAUCCAGAUCUGACCUCUGGGUAACAACAGCAAAUUUCUGGUUUCUAUGAAGCUGCUUUCUGAAUUCCCAAGACCUUUCCUGCCGGGAGAGCGCUCCUGUUUUAUCUCUCCUCUCUCCAAGCUCUUGACCCUGAGAUGUCUGCAAUAGCUCCCUUUGUCUCUUCUCCAACUUGACUCCAUCUUCGUAAUCGAGGCUGGCAGCCUCCCAUGGCUCUUCCUCUAACACAAACACACACACACACCAUCAUUUACAAAUAGAGCAAAUGGUAGCAACUGUAAAGGCCCUGUCCCAUUGAAUCAAGCAUGGGAGAUUAGAUGAGGUAGGGAGGAGAUGGGCGACAGGCCCACACACCAUCUGGAGUCUGACUGGCUAUUCCACUCCUCUCCAGGGAUGCAGAGAUACGGAGAGGGAAUAUGUGCUGCUGCUGCUGGCUGCCCUGUUAUGCAUUCCAGCACCUAAGUGUUAAUGGAAAAGUAAGUGUGGGCGUGUGGUCAUUUGUGUCUGUGGAAGGGGGACUAGCAGAUUGAGCCACCAGCUUCUCCAGUGGCAAGAACUCGAAAUCCAAACUCAAACAGAAAAUCAGUGCAAUAACAAUUUCCUGAAGAAUCCUAAGGAUUGUAGUUUACUGAGGAUGCUGAGAAUUUGUGAUUCUCCCUUUCACGGAACUGCAUCAGGGAAGAGAAUUACUUUUCAACCUAUGUAUAGAAUAGCAGGUCUUGUUCUGGGAAUUUGCUAAUACUGAGGUCCUCACUGUGGUAAUAAUAAUAAUAAUAAUAAUAAUAAUAAUACAUUAUGUAUACCCCCCAUCUAGCUGGGUACAAAUAAUAAUUUUAUUUGUAUGCCUCCUUUCCACAGUUCAAAGCAUACACGAGGAAGCUUACCAUGUGAAAAAAAUUACAUUACUACGUAACAAAAGUAGUUAUAAACAAUAAGUAAAGCAUUGAAAAUACACAACCAAACUCAACCACUUCCACAUACAUCACAACAAGAUCUAAAAUAAAGUUACAAAAAACCAACAGUGAUAACUGAACCGUCCCUCCCAACAACACCCCAGCCCAAGAGUCUGUUUAGCAGCCUCAGCUUUUGUAGUUGGAGUCAGUCAGGACCCCACACUCCCUGGCCGGUGGGAAAAUCCUGCAAGGCAGAGAGCAGGUCUUCCAGGACUCACAGCCAAGAUGGUCUCUGGCUCCUCAGCAGCCUCAGCUUUUGUAGCUGGAGCACCAUAAGGCAUCCCCCUCCCCUUGGUGUUUGCCAAGCCCCCUGCCUCUGAACAUGUGCAGGCACUCUGCAGAUGCUCAGAGGUUCUGUGCUGUGUGUGUGUGUGUGUGUGUGUAGGCAUGACCAAAGAUGGAAUGAGGUGGAUCAAAAUGAACAUGCUUAAACUAGAAGGGGUGGGUCUAUAAAUCAAAGACCAAAGUUUCCUGCAAGCAUUAUUUUUUCCCUUUUAUAAUAGAGGUCUUUUCUUUUGUCACACACAUAAGAUGCCACCAGAAAAGAAUCAGGCUCCCACCUUCUCCUGGAAUAUGUAUGCAUGCCUUAUUAACACAGGACAGGAAGUGGAUAAAUAACAUUUUAAAAUAGAAUGUACAUGCCAGCCAAUUCAAGUUUUAAAGAGGGCAAUUUUAAGGGGAAAAAGCGCUUAAUGAAUUCCCUGUGCCAAAAAAAGGUGUCAUUCAUUUUUAAAUUUAUUUUUCUCUCUUAACCAUCUUGUGCAAACCAUUUUUACGUGUGCUGUGAGUAUAAGUUGCAUGAAUUUCUAUCAUGCAUUUAUAAGCCUUUAAAUUCCAUCUUCCGGCGCUUGUUCCUCUGAAGAGCAAUGGGGAAGAAAGUGUAAAUGAAUUUAAGAUUUAUUUAAUGGAAGAUGCCUUUCAGUGAGAUCCAACUAAAAUUCUAUCUUUGAGCUAUUAUGCCUAUGAUUCCCUUGUGAUUCUGCAGUGUGCUGCUCUGUUUGUUUUAUAGGGAGGUCUUGCCGCCAGCAUCUUUACAACAGAUUUAUGUUUAAUUCCUCUGUUCCAGGAAGAAGAUCAGGAAUCAGAAAAUGAGAAACUAGUGGUGAGGGAACCUGAGACUGAAGAUGGUAAGUCUGGGGAUGCGUGAUGGCUGGAGGGAGAAACGUUGGCGAUAAAAGACUGCAAAGAGCAUCAUUUAGUCUGGAGACCAUCAUUUUUUAAUGUUCUUAAUGUAAGACUGGAAGAAAGCCAUUUUUAAAAUUUAUUUUGUUUGAAAUUCUUAACCAUUAGAGGCUGUGACAGAGCAAAAAGGGCAAUUUUAAAAUGGAAUGCACAUUCCAGUUAGUGCAAGGUUUUGUAUGUGGAUUUUCACUUGUGAAAAUCAGAGCCAAACUGAAAAUGUGAACAUUAGAGUAAGAUGCCUUAUAUUUCAGUAGACUGCAGUUCUAGGGAAAACUAGACAAAUGCCACAAUGCGUUGCCACUUGGUUGGUUUUCCUGCUGAUUUUCCUGACUCUCUUUUGUAAUCCAGUUUCUAAAUGUUAGUCGAUUCAGUUCCAAUCAUAACGUAAACAAAGUACAUUUUAUAUGUGUAUACACCUACAUGUAAAUUAGCACUAGAGAGAGAGACGGCAACUUCCCAUUGUUUCUUACUUUAGGAAUUCUCCUGUCUGUUGAUUCCAACUUCUGUAGUCACACCUACCUACCCCACAGCCUUACCUGAACUGCUUCCUUAUUUCUGGCCCUCUAAGCAACCUUGGGGAAAUAGGCGCAUUUCUGAAAAUAUGAGGCUUGCCUUCCACCUCUAUCUGGCUUUGUUGCACAAGAAUAUUGUGCAGUGCAUUGUGGGAAUAUCUCUCCAUCAUAUUUAAAUGUGAACAGAAAGCUCCAUAGUGGCACACCUCAGCCAUAGUACCCUUAGAUUAAAAGCAAACAAUAUCUGCAUCCCUACUAAAUCAGGGAUGACAUACACACCUGGGUGGGAUUUGAUGGCUUAUUAUUGGAUGCGAACUCACCCCUUGCGAUACAAUGGAAGGGGCUGACAAAGAACUCUGGCGCUGACAAUCGGAACCCGGCAAGUUCUACACUUUCGUCCUCUCCCCUCUGAGCCAGCAAAGAUGAAAAUCCAGGUGGCUUUCACUUUUCAUUUCCAGUUCUCUCCUAUAUUAGCAGAGGUGGGGGGAAAGCCAGAGAGGGAGGACUAAAGCAGCCUGGCAAGAACCCUGCUUCUUGAAGGAUGUGAAUUGGAGAGUCUGAGCCCAGUUAUAAGGCGGUCUGAUGACGGGCUAAGGCAAGGCUGUCACAUCCUAUAAAUAAGGCCUCCGGUGAAGAAGUCCUGGGCAUUGCAUUCACUCUCCCAUCCCUUCUGGGGGAGGGCAGAGGAUUAGCUGCCUGCCCCCCAAGCAGCUGCUUCCUCCUCCUGAUUAUCAGGCUGUUAAUUCUUUUCAGAGGAGAUGCAAAGCAGGGGGAAGAACAAAAGACAAGCCGGGGAUUUGUCAAUGAAACCUUGUAAGAAGAAGAUUGUCAAAUUAGCACAGUGUGUCCACCAGUUGUAUCAGCUGGCAUCCUUCACGUUCAUGAAAAUACUAAGCAAUUUAUAUUAAUUGCAGGCGUUUUAGAUGCGGACCUCCUGCAAAUGGUGUCCCCCCACCCCCAACCACAAGAGCAGACCUCAGCAUGGAACAAAUUGCACAUCUGAAACAAUAAUACAUUUAAAAAUAAAGCAGAACGCUAGCGUGGCAGCGUAGCUCACCAACACACGACCUUUGCCAUUCAGCACAGAUCUGCUUUCUAUUUCUGCCUCCACCUACCCUUGCUUUACAACGACUUUGGAAGCCGGGCCUAGAGCUCCUUGCCAGAUCUGGAGGGCAUCUCUGAAGAGGUUCAGAUGGAGCCCUGUUUAAGUGAUUAGUCCAUCAGUUGAUUUGGAAAUGAUUAAUUGACUAAUUGGGGAACACAGCGUAAAGCAAGGCAGACAGAAACAUGUGUGCCUUGAGGCCUUUCCAGCUAAAUUUGAAAGAAAAAAAAACCCUCUGUAUUUUAUGCCAUGAUCCAGCACCAGCGGCUCAAAUUCCAGUGUCCAGUUAGGGUUGCCAACUUUUCAACUGGCCCUUGUAGCUGUGCUUUCAGCAGUGCUGCGAUCUGCGCUAAUUGGCAGGUGGUUCCUGCAGUUCAAGCAAUAGGAACACGCCAGAUUUGCUGGGGGUUGCUUUUGCAGUUGGCAAGCCUGAUAAUCUUACUGAAAUGUAACUGGGGCACUGGGCUUGGCUUACUUUAAAAAGUGCUGUAUUACUUUUCAGGGUUGGAGGAUCAUUUGAGGAAGUUUACAGAAAGUUGUCACAGUGCUGUUUGCAACUUGUCUGGUGGUUACAGCAAGUGGGACACAUCCUUGUCCCACUUUCUUGCUGUCCCUCGAGGCCCCAUGUCACAGCAACAAUCCUAUUGGCUCAGGAGGAUUACACUUAUCACCCUUAUAAACAAUCUUUAAUCCUCACAAACCAUGUCCGCAAGGCAGGGGGAGUGAUUAUCAUCCCUGUUUUAUAGUGCCAUUUGCUGGCGCUCACACAGCAAGACGUGUGUUUUUUUAAGAAAUAAGAAGUGGAGCUGCCACAUUUCUUUAUAGGCACUGCUCCUGUGCCUUUAACAGCAGUCUGGCACACAAGACGCUAAGCAGGUGAAUCCUUUCCUUUCAUUUUAUCUCUGCACCAGGAAAGGUUUUGCUGGUUAAAGGCACAGGAGGAAGGCCAGUUUAAAGAGGGGGGGGAAACAUAAGAAAAUGCCUUAAACUGGGUGAAACCAAUUAUCUAGACCAAUAUUGUGUAUUCUGACUGGCAGCAGUUUUUGAGGUCUUUUGAGAUCACUAUCUGAUCCUUUAAGGGAAACAAAAUUGGAACUAGAGAUUUUCUGCAAAGCAUGUCCUUUGCUGUAGAGCUAUGAUCCUUUCACACACAAAAGUAUUGCCUACUGUAUUGUAUCUUCCCAACCUUUAUAUCUUCCUGUAUGCAUACAAAUGUAAUGUGUAGUCCUGAAUAAUAGUUGUGUCCGGUGUAGCUUGUCCUCAUCUUGUAGCACCUACGAAACAAAGCCCAGGAGGAGGUUGGCACUAGGUUUCCAGAUGGACUGUAAAGUUGCAUGCCAAAGCAUUUAACAGUACCAGCUGCUGAAUUUCUGCCUGCUCCAUAGCUUUUAAAGUCCUGCCAAAAGGUGGAAGCUCUAGAUAAACAAAGCACAGAGCCAAUGCAGACAGUGGACCUCUCCUGGCGUCCUUUUUACUGUGCGUUCAUGAUGGCAUCGGGGUGGUUAUACCCAGUAGUGUUUGUGCCUGCAAAAAUAUUGUGGUGCUUCGUUUCCAAUUGGUGCGUGCCCCUUAGCUUCCUGCCAACAUCCUGUAACUCUUUGUACCACAAACGUUCCAGCUUCAUUUGUUCUUUGCCCUCACUUUCGUCGCAGCACUAUAUGCUCCUCCAGAAAGCAGUCAUGCAAUAACACUGGGGGAUUAUCACAGAACGGCCGAGAAAGCAGAAGGGUGGGUGGUUCAGUCCACCACCACUUUCAUUGCACCAGUGGCAUGUCGCAGAAUACACCAGCAAAACACCACCAGUCUGGCCCUGUGAGGGCGAGGUUUCUAAGAGCAAUACUAGAGACUAGUAGCCAACCAGAGCUCUGACUUGAGGCUACAGAGCUAUUUUAUUCAUCUAGUAAGGCUCAGAGGUGAUUUUUAGGGUGAUCAGAUGCAAAGGAGGACAGGGACCUUUAACCAUUUGUAAAAGUGGGAAGCAUUUCCCCCCAGCAGGUGCAGUCUGUCUUGCGAAGGUAAGAAAAGCUGCACCUCCUGAAAUUUCCACACUUGCACAAAAGGUUCAGGAGCCCAGUCUUCCUUCCCAUCUGGCUUGUCCAAUUCCCUGAUACUACAUAUGUAUGCAGACACACCUGAAUAGGCAUCACUGAGUGAAAAUAAGAAAGGUGCAUCAUCGAUCUCCAGCUCUGCAUCCAACAUUGAUUAAGGGACUUCCAAAUUAAAGAAAGAAGCUAGAAGGAAAACUAUUACUGUCCUAAGAGGAGGCGACAUGAUCCCUGGGUGUGUUGGAAUUUAUUCAUUUCACGAACCUGCGAUACCAUUUACUGGAAUAGCUUAAAAUAUCCAUGUAAAUUGUCAAUAGCAGUUAGUGGAGGCAGACAGGAUUCCAAGGCUUGGGGAACUUGAGGUCAUACAAAAUCUUUGCCAUAUGGGACUCUGGUGCUGCGGCUGUCUCGGUUCAUACACUCGUCCCCUCCCAACCACGAAGAAAGGUAUUAUAUAAUUCAGGCGUAUUAAUAGAAUUGGGAAGGCCAAGAAGGUGAGGCCCCUGGCAACCAUGUGGGAAUUGAAUUGUUAGCCAGCAAAUUUUGUACUUCGCUAAUGCAUUUUUCGCCCCUGCCUGCAGCAUCCAGCCUUCUGAGUGUUUCUCUGACGUAAAUGGAUGCCUCUCUCCCCAGUUCCCAUCUUUGUGGAAGAGUGCCCAUUAUUAUAGUUCAACUACUUUCUCUUUCCUCUUUCCUUUUUCUUUUGCAAUCUGACUCAGGGUUCGCUUCUUCUUCUACUUCUUUUCAGCAACGUGAACUUAAGUCUGCUUCCAGACAGAUUCAGCAGGAGAUUUCCGCCUCAUUUUAGCACUGCAGUCUUGUGCUUCAUCAGAUUUGGGCAGCAAGGCUGCCCACUUCAGUGUUGCUGAUCAAAUACGUAGUGCUGCAGUAUCAAAUAUCAAUAUUAUUUUAUCAUAUUUGAUUCCUGAACUCUAUGGAUAUGAUGGAUAUGGACUCAGUAUCACUUCAUUUCAAAAGUACCAGGUCCAUGUAGAUUUAGGAGCUCAUAUACUUUAAGUGUUUUGUAGACUGCAUAUAGCAGGAGAUGAAUGACUUGGCAAAUCUGCCACUGACUUUGCAUGCUGAAUGUUAGAAACCAAAGCUUCAUGUUUCACAUCCUCUUAUCUAUCAGGGUGCAGCCAGAAAUGAAGCUUUCAGCAAGCUGAGACUGCCCCCACCCCAAGCAUCCCUCUCUAUCUUCCUUAAAGGUGUGCCAUUGCCACACAAGAAUCUCUAGUAGGCUAUAGGAUUCACAGGUUUAAAACUUGGAAAUGAGUCCUAUCAAACUACAGUGGACGCUUGGGUUGCGAACGUGAUCCAUGCGAUUCGGCGCUUCUGCACAUGCGCAAAGUGCGAUUUAGUGCUUUUGCACAUGCGUGCGCGCCGAAUCCCGGAAGUAACCCAUUCCAGUACUUCCGGCUUUCAGCGGUCCGUAACCCAAAAAAACGCAACCUGAAGCAUCUGUAACCCGAGGUAUGACUGUAAUUGGGAUGACUUUCUGAGAAAAUGCCCUGCAUAGGAUCAGAUUGUGAGGAAGAUAGGAUGGAAAAGCAUUUAAAGUUCUCUAUUUUGUUAAAAUAAUAAAAAAAUGACUUCAUGGAAGAAGAUGACCUUUUGAGGCAGAGUCCCAUGGCAUCUGGCAGGCUCAUGAUGGGGUGGGUGAGGGCAAAGGAGUGAGUUUAGCUAAAUGCCUUUUAAAAUUGUAUUUCCAGCUGCUUUGUUUAAAGUAGGUCAUUCCACUCCUCUUACAUAUUUUGCAACAAGUCUCAUGCCCAGAACUUGAAAAGUGUUUCCUGUAGUUUCCUGGAGGCAGGGAAGAUAUAAAUAUUGGUAGGCCUUUUCAUUUCAGCCCAAUUCCUAUGAACACUUGGAAAGCUUGCUUUGCCAUAUUUAGAAUUCUUUACUGCAUCUAUGGAUAAUUUAAACUUAGGUUAUGUAGGGGUUGCAGGUGCUUCCAGAAUAUUGUUAUUUUUGAGGGAGACUCUGCCACAAAUUCAGGUUGCCACAAAUAUUUGAAUGGGAGGUCUCAUGCAACAAACCCGCUUCCCUAAAAGUUUGGACUUUUUGCAAUAAGGAAAGUGAGGGAUAACACGUGCUUCGAGGCAAUGUCAUCUAACCUCCCUGCAGACAAAUCAGAACGAAUGCAUAUUAAAUAGCGAACAUUGUCUAAUCAGAAUAAAUGCUCAAUAAAUCAGGAUGAACGCUCAAUAAACAGGUCAUGUGGAAGGACCCACAGAGAUUAAAUGAAGAAGCUCUCACAGAAGAAGUAAAAACUAGAGAAAUAAGAAUUAAGUUGCAAGCAUGGAUAGUUGACCAUCGACUUUGUUCAGUAAACUUUCAUUAUUGUUUGAAGCAACUGCAGCAGCUUUAGCGCAGAUUGAUCACUCUGAAAGUGUUUUAUUUUUCAUUUUUGUUCUGAAAUGACAUGGUAUGUUGAUGGUCACUCAUCAUCUACCAUCUGAAUGCCAGAGCAUCAGGACUCGCCCCCCAGCCCUAUCCUCUUCCAUUUGUGUCUGGGCAGCUAGAUCUAGCUGCAUCCUAUCCAGCUUCAUCCUACCCUCCCAACAGCAUUAGAGCAGGGGUGGAGGAAUCUGCGGCUGCGGCUGACGGAAGUCCAACGUCGUCGGGAGAAGCAAAAGUUCCCCAUCCCUGCACUACAGACAGGAGCCUUCCAUGCAUGCAGUUGAGGGGAAGCCAUUUGCCUCAGGUGGCAGAUCCCUCCCCCUCUCUGCCUCCGCACCUGCCAUUGUGCCACUGUCAGUCCUGCUGGGGCUUCAGCUGUGCCACCAACCCAACGACUGUGCCGCUGCGCCCACUGCCCCUGUAUUGCGGUGGCAGCACAGGUACAGCUGCAGAUGAGGGUACAGUUGCAGUAAUGCAGCUGGCAGCAGUGUGGGGGCCAUGGCCGAGGCAGGGAGGGGACCAGGAUCUGUGGGUGGGGGGCGCCAUUGUGCAGAUGGGGACAGCGUUGUCGUAUUUUGCCUGCAGUGGCAACAUGUCUCAGGCCGGCCCUGACUAUGGAAAGAAGUGGAAGAAAGAGGUCCUUGGUAGAUUCACCAGCUAUUAUAGCGUGCCUGUUCACCUUUUUUUCAGUCAGCCAGGCUUUCCUCCAGGAUGCCCCAACUCCAUUCCAGUCCCCCCAAAUCCAGUUUUAUAUCGUUGCUGUUUUGUUCUUCCAUCCCCAACAGACUGUCAGCAUUUUGUGGUCGAUGAGCACGCUCGGUGCUAUUUCUUUUUUUAAAAAUUGGCCUGUAUUCCGUGCACUUUUCCACUGCUGGUUUGUGGAUAUGUGUACACACAACAACAUCAGCCUCGAUCAACAGCUCUCCUGUAGUUUCUUGAGAAAUACUGAGUUUUGAUGCUUUUCCUCUCAAACCAGCUUUGAUCCUAUUUGAAAACGUAACCGUAUGAAGGCUUCCACACACGCUCUCUGUCCACUGUUGUGAACUCACACGGUGGGCAACUUGGAAACACACACACACACAGCUAUAUACAGUGACAUGCAAAUGUGAUUUGAAAUGCAACGAGGUGGGGACGACCUGGCUGCUUUUAAAGCUGGCCUUUUUGUAUUUAUUGCAGUCCUUCCUCCGAGCAUAUACUCUCUCUUGUCCAAGCAUAUUCUAAUUCAUUACACUUCCCUUUUGGUACACCGGCACUCUCACCUGAACAUCAGCAACAGAGGGAAUGAUUGCAAAGUGACCUUAGGUUUCUGUUACUCCUUCCACAAGAGGCAACUGAAAAUAUCAUGGCCUCCCUGGACAUUCCACUGGGAAUGAAAACAAACAAAACUCUGUACUUCGGAGCUUUCUGAAUAUGCCGGUGGCCAGGCUAACUCUAAGUACAGAAACAACAAAUCCUUUCUCCGUUCCUUAUUCAAUUCCUUUCAUAAAUCGUGGCGUUACUGCUGAUUUCUCUCAAUGGAUGGUCUCGGUAGCAUUUAUCCAGGAACUCCAGGAUCAGUGACCCAUUAAAGCGCCUUUUCAAGCUCUCUGGUAGUGUGUGAUAAUUAAAUGAGCUGAAGUUCUGCACACUUCCAGUCGAUCAGACUUGUGUGGCUGCCAUUGUCAGGGGAGACUGUUGGUUUUUCCAUGAGGGGAAAUGAGAUUUCAUGAAGCUUCACUUUCCUCAAGGCUGCUGAGCCAAGGCUUUGCUGUUCAGGGUGGUUGCUGUUGCUGAAAGUGUGUGGCGUAUGGGAAGGGAGUGAAUUUGCAUAGUGCUGUUUUCCAGUAUUUUUACUCCAAUGCUGCAAGCAAACUUCAUAGUUUACCUCUACCUUUUGUGGGCUGCUCUUUCUUCUCAGUCCCAGAAAAUAUAUGCUAUGGAGCUGGUUGGCAUUAUACCCAGUUUUCCCUCCUUGUGUCCCAGUACAUACUUUAGUUAUCCACAGAUUGCUUCAGAAAGUAUAGUUUCUGAGGAUGACCGAUCCAAAAUAGAGGAGGGAGACUGAAGCAUGGGUAUGACAGAAGGGUCCAGGAAUUUUUACUUCUGCAUAUAUAGGUCUGGCAGAUGGAUUCCCCCCUACCUUGAGGUAAGUAGUUUUCUCAGGUGGUUUGAACUGGGGGAUAGAGCAAUAUGGAGGGUAUUAAAUAUAGGGGUUGAGCCAGAGAAGUGGUAGCUAAAGGGAUGCCCUCGAUAUGUUGGACUCCAACGUCCAUCAGCCCCAACCAACAUGAUCAGUAGUCAAGGAUGAUGGGAGCUGUGAUCCAGCAACAUCUGAAGAGCACCUGCAUUGGCUAUAUCUGAGGCAGCGCUUUGAGCACUACCACUUUUGGGAGGUGGGGGUGAGCAACCACCUCUAUGACUCUUAACUGGUGCCACAAUUGGUUAAUGAAUUGAUUAAUUGGUUGAAGCAGAAAUUUAAUUCCUGCCCUUUUACCUGACACCAUCAGAAUUCCAUACGGUUGGCUCAGCACGGGGCCUUUCUCUUUGGCAGUUGGGCUCAUACUAUCACCUGAAGCCACUGGGGGUGGCGCAAGGCAGCCUAGGUGGCUCUGAGGGAAACCCUGGGGCGCUUCCUCCCCAUCUGUUCCCGACCCCUCGCCAAAGACAAGCACCGCUCGGAGCAGUAAUACAAACAGCAUGACAAUUCCUCAUGAAGAUGUAUCGCUGGAGAUGCGCAAAGCGCUGUUUGGCUCUUUCCAAAUGAGAUGCAAAUUGCCGACAGCAUGUCAUUAUGCUGAUGGCAUGACAUUAGCAUAUACAAAUGAAGCAGCGGUCCUUCAGCUCCUGAUGAGUUGCCUCUUGCAAUGGUGAGGAAGCUGCAUAGCCAGCUUUACAACAAUACCCUCCUCCCUGCAGUUAGAAAUAAAGCUCUAAGAAUAGACAGUGUCCCCCUGCUCCUCGCACAUGGAGAACAACCUGUGCCCCACUGGAGAGUCCCAACAAUGAGACAGCAUUGCUCCAUCGUCUGCCUGGUGCAGAGUUUAUUUAAAUGCAACCUUUUAUGUAUGCACGCUUAAAAGAAGAGAAACUGACAGGCACAGGUGCCUCCCCCUUGCCUUGGGGCCUUUAAUUGACUUCCAGGCCUAUUGUUUACUGAGGCUCUUGUUGGAAGAUAACCCGGAACUGCAGUUUAAAACAUAAACAAAGAGCUCUAGCAAAAACCUGCUUUGAAUAGAUAAACCUCGGGUCUUUGCCUACUACAGUGGUACCUCAGGUUAAGUACUUAAUUCGUUCCAGAGGUUUGUACUUAACCUGAAACUGUUCUUAACCUGAAGCACCACUUUAGCUAAUGAGGCCUCCUGCUGCCGCCGCGCCGCCAGAGCACGAUUUCUGUUCUCAUCCUGAAGCAAAGUUCUUAACCCGAGGUACUAUUUCUGGGUUAGCAGAGUCUAUAACCUGAAGUGUAUGUAACCUGAAGCGUAUGUAACCCGAGGUACCACUGUAGUUAUAGCUUUAAUUAUGUCUACAGGAUUCCAAAGAAAUAAAGCAUCAUUCAUUGCUGUAAAGAAAGGCAGCAAACCCAAACUACAACUUAGGAAUCCUCUUGUGUUUUCAGUAUUUUGUUGGGAGCCGCCCAGAAUGGCUGGGGCAACCCAGUCAGAUGGGUGGCAAAUAAAUAAAAUCAUCAUCACCAUCAGGUGGUAACAAAGAAAACCGCUGCCCCAUAAAAUCUUGGGCUGUGCGCACACGUUUGAGUCAUAUAUGCAACAUGCUUAAUGGGUACACAAUUCAACACAGAAUUUGACAUGCUAGAGCCCCGCUGUGUGAGGAGACACCGGGCAGAACAACACACAGAGAUGUGACCGUAGGGGGAGGUUAGGGAAUGGUGAUAAAAGUGAAAAUAAAGUGAUUGCCUUGUGAUCUACUCAGGACAACUUAUCUGCCGUUCUCUGAAAUAUGCAUAGGAAACGUUUCUUGCACCUAUAAGAGAUGGCUAGAUAUGACCAGCUCGCACCUUUAAUUUUUAAAAAAAAUGUUUCUUCUGAUCUUCACAUUUCAGAAUUGAAAAAUCUGAAGUGGAAUUAUUUUCAAGAUGCAACUAGAUUUCUGUGUGAUGAGCAUUUUUGGCCCAGCUCAGUUUUCUUUCUGUGUGAUUAUAGAUUGCAUGCAAAACUAAAGCAUUAAACAGCUCACAAGGGAAACAGAUAAAUCUCUGGCUGGAAGGAAGGCAAAAUCAGAAUAACGUAGGGUAAUCAAAAUAGCAUUUGCUUCUUCCUAAUAUGGAAGUGAACCCUUAAUUCAAGGAGAAAGGAAUAUUCUUCAGAAAACAAUAGCUUGAUCUUUUGCGUUUUGCUUGGGAAUAAGCCUCACUGUUAUGUAGUCUUUCCUCCUAUGUCAGCAUAAAAUUGUGGACCUAGCUCUUUCUUUGUUCUGACUUUCUCUCUCUCUUUCUUCUGUAGCAGAUGAACAGUUCUCCUUUAAAUAUAGUCCUGGAAAACUGAGAGGAAACCAGUAUAAAACCAUGAUGACCAAAGAAGAACUUGAAGAAGAACAAAGGUAAGCUGAGCAUCCUUUUAAAUUCAGCAGAUCAGCCGGGGAUUGGAACCCAUCUUCUUCUGGUUACAAGUUGUAACUCGGAAUUAUUUGGCUACUGCAUUUUAUCCAUUCUCAAAAGACUAAGGCAUUCAGGUCUAUUUGCACCUGCUGCUUCCCUGGGAAUUAAAGUCCGACUAACGGUAAUGUGGUAUUCCCAUUUUGAAAGAUGCUGCCCACUUCCUUGGAAACAGCUCUGCUGGCAAGGAAUGGCUCUAGCCUCCUAUUUCAAGGAGAGAUCUCGAGGUUCUCCAAGCAAUGAAUAGCCAGCAUUUCUCAGAGGAACAAGAUAUACUGUGGGCAUCCUGUUGUGGUUGCCCUCAGGCUCAGACAAGUUCAGUUUAAAUCACUUUCCAAAGAGGUUUUCUUUUCUUUUUAGUUCUUUGAGUUUAGCCACCCAGUAUGGUAGGGAUCAUGUAAAUAGACGCCAUUUCUGGCCUUCCAUUACUUUCUCAUUCUGUGCAUUAAGACCUCUUGUCAACCAGGGAGCAGAUGGCCAGUGGGAUUAACUAUACAUAUUUCCACUAAUACCCCUGGGAAUGGUGCUUUACCAGACUUCCACAACCUGGUGCCCUCCAGAUGUUUGGGCAACUCCCACCAGCAGCUGCAUCAGUGGGGUUGAUAGAAUUUGUAGCCCAAAGGCUGUACUGCAUCAAAAUGUAGCAUCGUUCCUAUUAAGUAGUGGGUUGACAAAGCAGACGACAGAGAGAUUUCUCCAAGUGGUUCUUUAUAGUAAGCUGGAACUGAACUGAACUGAACUGAACAGCUCAGCCGGCCUGCUUUUAUAGGCAGCCAGCUGUCAACAUUGUAACAACAACAGCCCAGGGUUUCCCACCUAAAUUAACUGACGUGGACCUGAGUGAAAACUAUAUACACAAUACCCCUGGUGGCCAGGGUGAGAAUUUCAAUACAUAGCAGUUCCCAUUCAGGAAGGCUGAGCUGCCACUGCUCAUUACAUGUCUGCCACCACUUGAUACCUUCUGCCAUCUCAUAUCUAGCAUGAUAAGCUACCGCCACCCCCACAAAAAAUAUAAGUUCCCCCCAGUACUGAAGAUUAUAAAAUCAAGUCCCAAAAAGGGUCUUGGCUGAAUACUUCAUCCAACCCUAGCACUGGAAGAUGUCCAGCAUGAGCCUAAGCACGUUUACUCAGAAGUGUGCUCCACUGACUAUAGCGGAGCUUACUCUCUUGUAUGUGCAUUUAGGAUUGCAGCUAUACAGGAACAGCUGCCUAGGUCCAGUUGGGAGAUGGCAUCACCAGCAUCGUUAUUAUGUUUUACAUGCCAAAGCAGGUGGUGGAGAAGAACCUUUAGCCCUCCAGAUGCUGCUGAACUACAUCUCCCAUCAUCCCUGGCCAUUGGCCAUGCUUGCUGGGGCUGAUGGGAAUUGUGGUUCAACAACAUUGGUGGGGGCAAGGGUUCCUCCCACCUGUGCCAAAGAGUUCUUGUGACACUGCCUUUCUUGUUAAAAUAAAAAUUUAAAGGCAGUUUAAACCUAAAUAAAAUAAGUAAGAAAAUAAUGGAAUAUAGCAAAAAAAAAUUACAAAGCUUUCCUUCUUGUGCUAAUGGCUUAGCGAUUCCCUCUCGUGUUGUUGCUUUAUGACGUGGUCAGCAAAGUUUGCUUUGCCUUUUCCUCCCUUUUUUGUGUCUGUUUGGUCAGAGCUGUGUAAAAACGAGCUUACUAAUGGAGACCUGAAGUCUGACUAGGAAUGGGUCGCAAGCUCGCAAGCCUAAAUAUUUAAUUGGCAUUUCCAUAAAUCCUGGACCUGUCUUUAUAUACAUACUCAAACACACAUACAGAUAAUAAUUCAUUAUUUUUGAGCACUUACUUUGCUCUGCAGUCACACUUAGUUCCAAUAAAGGCAGGGACUACAGACUGCUAUUAUUUAAAAUAGCAGAAUGACACCCUGCUUCUUCAGUUGGAACUCAGUUCAUAUAAUUCUCUUAUGGUUCCACAAGGCUCUGCAAAGAACAUCGUGAUGGAGAAAGGAAGCCAGUUCUGGAACUGAAAUUUAUGUUUGUAAAGAUGUUAACCUGCAAUCCUAGACAUGUUUACUCAGAAGCAGAUCUCAUUGUUUUCAGCUGAGCUUAAUCCCGGGUAAGUGUGUAUAGGGUUGCAGUUUAAACAAUCCAGAUCUGCUUUCUCCAGUGGAAAUCCACUUGUGAGGAAAUCACUGCAUAUAGGCUAAUUGGAGCUGCUGAUUCCAGCUGAACACAAGUCAGUCCAGUAGAAGUGCUUCUGCUUGCUUCAGUUGUAGAUUGCGACCACCACAUAGUGUGACCAAAUGCAACAGGACAGGAGUCCUUUAUGUAGAAUAGCUGUGUAGCAGAAGGAAUUUCAGCAUGCACAGCUUUUCAUGCAAUGGUAGUUAGCACAGCAAGGUGCCUAUAUUUGGCCUAUGUAUCAGUUCAAUUCAUAGAGGGACGCGGGUGGCGCUGUGGUCUAAACCACUGAGCCUCUUGGGCUUGCCGAUCAGAAGGUCGGCGGUUCGAAUCCCCGCAACGGGGUGAGCUCCCUUUGCUCGGUCCCAGCUCCUGCCAACCUAGCAGUUUGAAAGCUUGCCAAAAAUGCAAGUAGAUUAAUAGGUACUGCUCCGACGGGAAGGUAAACGGCAUUUCUGUGCGCUGCUCUGGUUUCGCCAGAAGUGGCUCAGUCAUGCUGGCCACAUGACCCAGAAAAACUGUCUGUGGACAAACGCCUGUAAAGCGAGAUGAGCGCCACAACCCCAGAGUCGUCUGUGACUGGACUUAACUGUCAGGGGUCCUUUACCUUUACCUUUAUUAAUCAAUUCAUAACAGACGAGAGCUUUAUCGUCUAGUAGUUCAUGCACCUAUCCUGUCCCCAAAAGCUGAUCUGAGUGGUGUAAAUGAGCAAGCAAAACAAAUGAACUACCAGGCCAGUACACAGAUGUGAACUGUUGAGGGGGUCAUAGGAUGCCUUGCGGCAUUGUUUGCCAGGUGAGUAAUCAGGUCAGGAAGCCAAAUGCUCAAGGGAACUGAAUAUGAAUUUAAAGCUUUCAAAAUGUGUGCACCAGGCGCAAAUAUCUAGCUUCUUUUGGUAAGAGAUGGUGUUCACCUAACAGCAACAUUCCAUGCUCAUCAGGCAUAUCGCUGGAAGAAGACAAUUCUUUACAGCCCUCAGUGAAGUAGCAUUGAAUGUACCCAUUAGCUGGGUAGGGUGCUAUAGGAGUGCUACCUGUUACAUUCAUACAUACUACUGUGGGUACAGAAAGGCCCUGGAGUUCUCCUACUCUUAGAAAUGGUCUACUAUAUCAAAUGUCCUUCAGAGAAGCCUCUAUUCAUUGGUGUGGUUUGAUGCUUUUAACUGGAUGUAGUUAGAAAUGAGUUUCUUUAGAAAGAAGAUCUUUAUGUAAUCUGGGCAGUUAAGUUAAAAUCAAGCCACAAAAGAAUCAAACUUGUGGUCUCCAAUAGCUGCGAUCCAUCCUUGAGAAGUCCCAACUCAUUUUGAUGCAAGCUUUGCUGUAAGGUUAUCUUCUGCCUCAGUCCUAAACAUAUUUUUUUGGGGAAGAAAUUAUUUAAGCCGUUUUGGAGCAGUCUUUCGUUUAUUUAUUUAUUAGAACUAUUUAUAUCCUGCCCUUCCACUGUAAGUCUCAGCGCUCAGAGCUGCUUGCAUUUUUGCAUUCAUGACAUGCAGAAAUACAGAAAGUGCAAGUCAGAGGCACCUCUGUCCUCAUGCAUAUCUUUAACAGACAAAAUGUAAACUUGCACAUUUCCAGGGAAUCAAACUUGCUGUGCUUACAUGUAGGAACAUAAUGUCCUUUCCUUCCUCUGUUGGUAAUAAUUCAAGUACCUGUUAGGCUCUCAUUCGUACCAGGCUUUCUCUACCUCUUCCAUUAAUACCAAAAUGAAAGAUCCAGCUGUUUAGCUAGCUUUUCAAUGAUGCAUCAGCAGGUAAAAGAGGCUCCAGGUGGCUAAUGUAUUGCUCUACUGACUUUGUAAUCCCAUUGCUCUAUUGACCUUGCAUUGCUGACUGACAUUUUGCUGGGGAGAGAUAGAUAGAGAAAUAAUUUAAAUAGAAAUACAAUACUUCUCACCAGAGUCUGGGAUGGCCCUUGAUGGGCAACUUCAAAGUUACUGCACUCCCUUGUUUUGGUUCUUUACCUUUAAACCAGAUUUGGACCAGACAGCCACCUUCAAACAGAGGACCAUCCUCUGUGAAGUGGGACACAUGGCCACCCCAUAUACCACAUAUGAUCCAGAGCCUGUAUGAUGUGCAGGUCUGCUUUAAAGACCACAGUCAUUCAUUGGGUAGAUCAAGGAUAGAGAACCCUAUGGCCCUUCCAGUCCUGUUGGAUUCCCAACCCCAGUCAUCACUGGUCCUGCUGUCGGGGGCUGGUGAGUCCGACAACCUCUGGAGGGCCAUAAUCUCCCCAUCCCUGCAGGUGCUAAUUUAACCAAAAAUGCACGAGGACUGAUGUAAGAACAACCAGGUGAGAUUCUCUUGCCUCCGUCACGGAGGUGGUUCAGUGACUGUUCCUCCGACCUUCCAUUUAACAGGAAGGCAAGCAGUUCUACGGGACAACUUUUUCAUAAGGGCUGAGCAUGUGCUCUGACACCUCUCCCUGUCCUGGAUUGCAAUGUCGGUGUUACAAGCGGUGGUUUGCUUCCUGGCUGACAGCAUUUUCUCCUGUGCCAUGCAUUUCCGUUCCAGAAUUCACCUGGGCUGGGAUCCUUGAUGCUUGCUGCCUCUGUGCAGAGCCCUUCGCAAACCCCUCUCCAGCCUCCUGCACUAAUUGGCGUUGGCAGAUUGUCGCAUUUCUUCUAACGGAUUCUCUGUUUCUUGUCAAUGUGCCAUAUUUUUGUGUGUCUGUGUUUUUUGUUUUCCCCAAGCUCUGGUUUUGUUUCUUUUCUUCUUCCCCCGUCCUUGCCCCACCUCUGAGUGCUGGCUGUGGCAUCAGCAAUUUCUCAUUUCAGGCUUCUUCAAACAAUCCUUCUUUCUAGCUGGUUUGUUGGGGCAGGGCUGCCCUCAGGUAAGGAGAUGCACUGAAUCAGAUGAGGGAAGCCAUGCCACCCAGUCCUUCCCCCCACCCCCAAAUCCCUUGCGUGCAAACACAACUGCCUUACCCCUCAGCCCCACCCCAGUCAGGGACUGCCUGACAGUGCUGCCAUGUUGAUGUGACCCAGGUUUGCUGCGUUUAUAUUACAGGAUUGAGCUGACCUCUGACCUCACAUCCCUGUAGCAAGUACCUUAGGUCCUCGGCCACAAACAUUCUUACAAAUCUUUUUGGUAAGGAGACGAUGCUUCUUAGAAUUAGUGGUACCACCUAUAACCUCUGCUAAUGUGAUCUGAAACUAAAGUUGACCAUGUUCCCCCCCCCCCGUCCCCGCACCUCCCACUUCCCCCCUCCCUCCUCAUAACUAAUGAAUUAGUCUCCUUCCCCUCUGUGCCCCAUUUCAUUUACCAUGAGCACCACAAAUCAAUAUGGUGGAACAGGAUACACCGGCUUUUCCCUAAUGGGACAUUCACUGGCCUUUAUUUUCCAUUCUGCGAGUUGUCCCUCCUAGGCAGCAGCCAGAAUUAAAAAUAACAAGAGUGGGCUGCAGGGGUUCCAUGUAGGAUUCUUCUGUCAGAUCUCCGAAUCCACAUUCUGACUUCACCCGAGUCCAGCAAAGUUGCCUCCCAAAUUUUAAAAUGAACAUUUACGUCAAAUUGCUAUAGGCUGGACAGAACUUCUUUCCAUUCAGGUUGAGUUUCUGUUUGUAGUAAUAUUGCCGUCUUUUCUGCCCAAAGGAACUGUCCACCCAAAAUGAAAGGCAUGCAGCAGAAUGAUAUUACAGCCGUACCUCGGAAGUCAAAUGUCUUGCAAGGCAAACGUUUUGGCUCCCGAACACCGCAAACCCGGAAGUCAGUGUUCCGGUUUGUGAACAUUCUUUGGAACCCGAACAUCUGAUGCGGUUUGCGCGGCUUCCGAUUGGCUUCCGAUUGGCCUUGGUUUCCCAACAUUUUGGAAGUCAAACAGACUUCCAGAAUGGAUUCCGUUUGACUUCUGAGGUGCAGCUGUAUCAGGGGCUGAGAUACAGUCGUUUGCCUAAGGCCAUUUUCUAGUCCAGAACUUGUGGUCUUUAACUACCAUAGCACCCCCAAAGCUAUGCACAUGCUGAAAUCUCUCUCAGUGACAUCAGUGGGGUUUUAUGGUGCUUACUGGAUUGGGCCCUGGGUUUUCAAUAUUGGAAGGUGUUUGCAUUAUAGGACACACUGACCCCAGUCCACUAAUAUCCUUUGCCACAGUUUUGCUGUGUUGUUUACAAUCUAAUGCUUGCAAUUUUGGCUUAAACCAGCCUUUCCCAACUUGGUGCCCUCUAGGUGUUUUGGACUACAACUCCCAUCAGCCUGAAUCAGCAAAGCCAGUGGUCAGGGAUCAUAGGAAGUGUAGUCCAGAACCUCUGGAGGGCACCAUGUUGGGGACAGCUGCCUUAUGUAUGACACAACGCAACAACUACAUAUAGGGCUUAGCUUGCUGUGCAGUCAUGAAAAUAAGAGGGUAGUUAUUAAAGGGACCAUUUGCCCAACAGCUCCAGAAAUUCUCAUACUGAAGAACAAGCUUUUCUGAAAAUCAUUAUUGUUUAGCAUUCAUAUAGUACUUCCCAAGUGUUCAGAAACAUGCAUUAUCUCAACAAUCCUUGAAACAGCCCAGUAAGGAAGAUCAAUAGUAUUCUUGAGAUGCAGAGUGGAGAUGAGAGAAUGGUUUGCCUUUUGAGUCUAUGGUAGAAAUGAGACGUGAACCUAGCCACUCAGCUACAGCAGCUCUGGCUUGCUUCUCUGCCUUUAACAUAGGUUUGACAUCAGCAAGUGAAGCUUUUCAUGUCAUGGAGCUAAUCAUUAUCCACUGCUAAUUGCUCCACAUAAAACUGCUGUUCAAGGGGCAACUAUCUGGGCCAAUUCAAAAUCUGGCAACAGGGAGAAAAUUCAAGGGGUGUCCUGGUCAUGUCAGCUUUCUGAUUGCAAACAACUUUAAUCAUUAAAGCACAACUGGAAAAUUCAACACUUCACAUGUAAGGGAUGCGUUUGGAACUCGUUCAAGUCAGAGGCCAAGGAAAUAGGCAGGAACAGCAAAGCUUGAAGACUAUGGAUUAUGAUCAUGCCAAGGUUUAGUCAGCCAGGACAUCAAGGCAAGGUUAAAGCUUCCAAGAUUGCAGCGCAAACAGGGAAAGAUACAGCCCCAGGAGCAGAGAGUAAGAACCGAAGAUGAAGGGCAAGCUAUGACAUAGGAUCCAGCAGGAGUCAAGAGCAGUGACAAGCCAAAUAGUAGGAUUACAGAAGAAGCAAAAAAUAGAGGUCUGCAAGGAAUCCAGCUGCACUGCAUAGGCUCUGCCUGCCUGGCUCCUCAAUACUUUUUGUCCUCUUGGAUUAGCUCCGUUUCAUAACUUGUCUUGGUAGCUGAGGAUCCGCAUCGGUGUCCAGUGCCAAUCCAAGGGCCCCUUGGGGGCAAGAUGCUCUCCUUGGGCUCCCUUCCCUAAGCACACCCAUCCCUUUCUCCCUCGCCAUUGUUGCCACAAUGUGCCUUUCCUUUGAGGCCCAACAGGCAACCCUGCCCAAGAGAAUGAGUGCAAGGCAUUGCUGCCCCUUCUUCUUGCUUACUCCAAGAAGGCAGGUGAACAGGCAGCAAGAAGAGGCAGCAGCCGGGGAUUGGAAGCAAGCCUCCUGCUGGGGCAUGGGCUUCAGCAAGCGCCCUUGAUGCCAGCCUUCUCAGUGUUGCAGAUACCCCAGUGAAAAUCUAUGAAGAUGCCCUGCAGUAAGUGACUAGGGUCUGGGUUGUGGCCAAAACCUACAGUCCAGAAGCUGCUUCAAGUGGCAAACUUGCACUUCCACUUAGUUAGUAGCCCCUUUGGCAUCAAGGGAACAAACCAGCCUGGAAAUGCUCAUGAUUUCAAAUGGGUUCCACAUUCUAUAUUUACAUAUAAAGCAUUACCUUUCCUCCUCUUAUGCACUUCCACCCACCUGCCUAUCAGGAAGUCUAAAGGAUGCAUUUUAGAAACAGCCUCAGCAAGUGAUUUGUGAAUUAUACUUUAUGGAUCUCUGGUCAUAUUAGGAUUUAAUCCUGAAGGGUGGAACAAUUCAAAGCAGGAUAUGAUUCUGGAUUCGGUCCUUUACAGUCUUCUAGUUAUGACGCUUCAUUUUUACUGUUUCCCCGGGAAGACAGUGUGAGAUUCCUGGUGUUGGGGCGCCCUCUGUAGAUCUUGGGAAGCCUCUCUGCAAAACCCCUUCUCCUGUUUUGUAUUAUAGUGGCAUAUCCACACCAGAUUAGAACUGGUUUCUCAACCAGUCCCUCUUCCCAGGGAAACCUUGGCAUUGUAGCUUGAGGGUGGUGGUGAUAGUAGAUGUGGUGGGGACCUUUCAUAGAAUUCUCCUCACCAUGUCUCCAUACUACAAUUCCAAGCAUUCUUUGAGGAAGCCUAGGCAGUUAACAAGGUAUAAACCAACAUAACUUGUUCAGUGUAGUUAAGCAAGGGUCUAGAAACACAGGUUUUCUUGGUCACCAGAGCAGACUUGUUGAAAUUAAUGACCAUGACUUACUAAGUUCCACUAAUUUCAGCAGGUCUGCUCUGGGCGGGAUCUGGGCUGAUACAACCCACAAUAUCUUCUUGUCAUUCCAUAGAUGAGAGAAACAGAGAAUGGGGGUAUGAGCCUAAGCCUAAGAACAAGAAGGUCUGCGGAUGGCCCCUGUGAAAUUUCCAUUUUGAGGUGAAUGUCUGUGUGCACAUUCUUGACACAGUUUUAGGGUCAGCCAGAGGCAAAGGACAACAUUCAAGUGUCCCGUGAGUUUUGAAAGAGCAAUAAAGGUCAGGAUGCUUUCUGAAUGUCACCCCUCCUGGGAAAUAUCAACAAAGUGCCAUUCUGAUGUAACCACCAUUUGAUAGCAUCAGGUGCUGUUGUUUCCAGGUACAGACAACCCCAAAGCAGUUUCUGACGGCCAGACUUAGACAUCAUGGGAAACGUGCAGCUGCCAAUGAAAUCAGCAGCUCUGCAUCUAGCUCCACUUCUCUUUCUCUAAUGUGUAGUAGAACGUAUCUUGUGUUGUGACAUCAUGAUCUCAUGUUUUCCUACCUCCCAAUUAUGCAGCUUGGAGAAUGAAUAUGAUUUUGGCAUUGCAGAUUGCAGCCAGUAUACGUUCUACUAGACAUUGUGGCAGUGGGCAGUGGGGAGCUAGAUGCAUGGUGGCUGUGUUUACUAUCACCAACAGCUGUGUGCUUGCCCUAGUUUAACUCCAAGUGAAGAAGAGGAGAAUGGAGGGGAUGCAGCCCUCCUGCUUGACCUGCCCUUCAUUUAAGAUACAGUGGCCAAAGCUUGCAGCAGAUUUGUGCACAACACUCCGAAACUCACAAUUCAUACAACAGGAAGAACUCUCAACUUUGGAUCUAAAUGUUAGUGCACCACAACUUCUUGGUGAAAUCCCACAGGGUAGGGCAAGAAUUUCCCAUUUGGGGUCUGCUUGUGUCCUGUUUUUAAGGACAACAUACAAGUUUGUCUUUCUAGUCACAGAGCAUCACUGUUGCAUCACUUCAGACUGCACAAACACGUCAUCAUAAGACAGCUCCUCCGAAUAUGCCAAAAGAAAGAAGCGAUUGCAGAGAAUCAAUCAUAGCAGCUAAGGCGCUUUUGCCAACUCCCCCUUCCACAAACACAGCUAGGCCUUCCGAGGGGUAGGGAAUACAUUGGAGCAGGUGCCCUUUUGGCCUCUGCCAAUCCUGCUCGCCAGUGCAUGCUUUCCCCCCUCUGCUUGCUCCUCCUGUGAUAUCUGCUUGCUGAUUCCUUGUGUGUGUAGCCUUGGGAUGGUAAAUACCUUCUCUUCCUGUUGUCAUUUGCCCUUUCGCUGCUUGCCUUGUCCUUCUCCUCCCACUCCUUGAUCAGCAGCUUUGCUUUCCUGUCCAGCAUGGUGCUUCUUUGGGAUAAGAGAGGCUGGUAAGUUUCUGUUCCUUUUUUUGCUUUUCAUCUUUUGCAGCACGGUAAGAGCACUCACCGGUGGGGAAGAAGAAGCAGGAAUCUUGAGACCCAAGGCAGUGGGGGCUUACUGCAGUCAGCAUAGCUAUUUCUCUAGAAACUAUAACCAUUCAUAUAAGGGGAAAUCAUGAGAGUACACACACUGAAAUUAAUGUAGGUGCUUCAAUUUCAACGGAUCUCCUCUGAGUAUAAUUUAAUUGGAAUAAAACUCAUGGUAUUUAUUAGCUAGUGGGCCAAAAUUUCUCUUCUUUCUGAACGUGUUAGGAAGGCAUAGAGAAAACAGAGGGGCAGUGGGAAUGCUGCUUUGAGCUUUUGAAAUUUUCCAUUUUUGCUCAGCUUCUAGUUCUCCCCAGGUCUUUUUGUUCUUUAUCUGUGCCCCACCUGGCAAUCGUUCACAAAAUUUCCUUCUCAUAUCUUCUGUGUUGUACUGAUCCUUUUCCAGGCAGUUGAUGUCAUUCCCCAUCUGCUAACUUAUGAGUGUUUUGCUGUGUCAACAAGCGAUAGGGAAGGAGAUGAAUGGAUUAGGAAGCUGCAGAAAAAUACUGAAUGGGAGAACUGGGAGCCAUCAAGGGACUAUGAUCUCAUAUUCCUCUCCCUACUUGUACAAUAUUUUGGAUCUAUGCCAUGCAAAGUUAGCUAACAUUACAUCAGAUGAAUUGCUUGCAUAGCGACACAUUAGCUAAUGCAGUUCCUGAUGUUUGUAAUAAAAUCUAAGUACCGUAUUUUUCGCACCAUAGGUCGCACUUUUUCUCUCCUAAAAAGCAAGGGAAAAUGUGUGUGCGUCCUAUGGAGCGAAUGCAGGGGGGAGGCAGUCGGGAAAAGCCCCCAAGAGCCGCACACAAGCUCUGUGCGCUCUUGCGGGCUUUUCCCCAGGAGGGAGAAGGGACUGACUGGCCACAUCAGUUGCUUCUCCCACCUCCCAGAAAAGCCAGGAGAAGCCGCAAUCUCUUUAAAGGGGUUGUGCGGCUUCUGCAGGCUUUUGCGAGAGGCGAGGGAAUCCCUCCACCUCCCAGGAAAGCCAGAAGAAGCCGUGCAGCCCUUUUAAAGUAUGCGUGGCUUCUGCCGGUUUUGCGAAAGGUGAGGGAAUCCCCCCACCUCCCAGAAAAGCCAGGAAAGCCCUGCGCAGUGUCUCCCGGCAAGGAGAGGCUGCGCGGGGCUAUGGAUUCUUUAGCCGGGAGGGAGAGGAUGCACGGGGCUAAAGGGGAAGCCAAAACAGCGAGCAAGAUCCAUCCCGCCCCCUGCCUUGGCUUGCUCCAUAGCUGCGCUCAACCCCUCCGGCAGGGAGAGGUUGUGCACAGCCUGUACGCUGCUCUUUGGGGCUGGGGGGGAAAUAUUUUUUUUCUUGAUUUCCCCCCCUAAAAACUGGGUGCGCUCUAUGGUCUGGUGCGCCCUAUGGUGCGAAAAAUACGGGUAUAUUGGCUUGAAUGGGUAGAUUGGGCUGUUAGUGAAUUGUCCAGAAAUGAGCAUUUUGGGGUGAUCAUGGUCAAAAUAAGAUUGUUUUCUGCAUUCCCUAAAAGUGUGGUAUGUAGGUACCCUCCUUUCCCUAUGCAUGGAGAAGAUGCAUCAAGAAUUUCAUAGAACAACUGAAUGCCAUUUUGUUUCCCUAAAACACUAAAGUCAGUGACUGUCCACAAAGCUGGAAUCGGAAAGCAUGUGGAACUCUCUUUUGCAUGAUGCUGCUUAUAUUGCCAAGCCAACUGAUGCUGACAUUAAUGUUUCUCUUAAGAUUGGGAUGAACUGUUUCAGUUGAUAUAAUAAUAAUAAUAAUAAUAAUAAUAAUAAUAAUAAUAAUAAUAAUUUAUUAUUUAUACCCCGCCCAUCUGGCUGGGUUUCCCCAGCCACUCUGGGCGGCUUCCAACAAAACAAAAUAAACAAAAUAAAAUGCCUUAUAUAAAUGUAUAUGGCAUCAAGAGGACUGUUGUGUGGUCCAACAGCUCAAAAAUACUUGACAUAACACACCGAGGCCAUUAAGUCUGUUGAUCCCAAAGCUACUUUGGGAAAAAGACCAUUUCUGAAGAGUGUAAUGGCAUUCAAAUGCUGUCUGCCUGUUUCCUAAGCCAUUAAGCUCCUUUGACCCAAAUGAGGUAAAAGUGGUUUAAGGGCAGGCACACCAGUUCUUUAAUCAUGUUGACUGCAACCUAGUGGAGCUAUUUCACAAUCAUUUCCAUUGCCAGUGGCGUAGCGUGGGUUGUCAGCACCCGGGGCAAGGCAAGUAAUUUGCGCCCCCUAACCCAUGGAUUUUAGCAGGGGCAGAGAGCUGCGAGUGCGAGCGCACCCCCCCAGAUGUUGCGCCCAGUGCGGUCACCCCCCCUGCACCCCCCACGCUACGCCACUGUCCAUUGCUUUAGCCUCAUUAACUUCAGUAAGUCAACAUCAGUAUAAAUGAUAUUGGAUUCAUACACUUUGCUUCUUUUUCUUUUAUUCAAUCUAUAAAAGGGGAACAAUAAACAACUGAGUGUGACUGAACUAUGCUGCCCUUUGUAGAUUAUUAAGAUAUUAUUUCCAGCAUAAAGAAGAUUAUAGCCUGUAUCUUUUUAUACUGGACAAUUGGGUGUAAACUCAUUUUGUCUGAUAUAUAAGACAUGGGUGAGUAUACCUCUUGUCCACUGCUGUCUAUGAUAAAUGGUUACCAGUACCCAUAGUGCCUCAACAGCAAACCUUAGCAAGCACAUGCUCUCAAAAUAUUUAUGAACCGAGUCAGUCUUUGAUUUUUAUGAAAAAUGUAUGCAGUUGGGUGGGGGGGAUAAGGAAAUGAUGCUGGGAUGUGCAUAUUUUUAGGAAAGGGUUGCCAGCAGAAAUGAGAUUGGUUAAAGCUAUGCACUGCAGUAAUUCCCUCCGUUGCAAGCUCCAGUUUCCUGGGUCAGUAAAAACUGCUUCUGUCAACCGUGGAAAGGCUAACGCAAAUCUGUAAUGUGUGAGAAGCAAUGUAUGGUCUGCCUGAAUCUGUUUGUAGACCUAUAUUAUGAAACAUGUUAUUUGGCCAAGUGACCCACUUUUCUUGGGAUAUCCAAAGGGGGAAAUGUUUGAGGUGGGACACUGAGACAUACUAAUUUGGUUUUACAUGGAUCCUUGCAUGUUUUCAGUUUGCAGGGCUAGAACCUGGAAUAUGCCUGGCACAAAAUAAGAGGUUUCUAGAUACAGUGCUCACUUUCUUGGGCAUAGACUACCCUGCUGCAAAUGAUGAAGCAAAUGCCUUAAGCCUUGAGGCACCCCUUCUGCUAAUCACUGUGUGUGUGUGCCUGGGUGGUUCAGAAACUUUCCUUCAAACUCCCUCCCUAAACUCGGUUCUUUUCCUCCACUUAUCUCAGAAAGUAGUAGUAGGAAAGCAACCCACAGAAAGCGACCUGACUGAAAUGUAUCCUCUUUAUUUUUCUUCUUGUUUCCCUUGCAGAACUGAAGACUAUAUGAAGUUAUCCCUAAACUCUUCCUAAGGCUUUCCCUUUGGCAUCUUUAAAGGCUUGAGAAACAAACCAACCCCAAACCAACCUGAUACGCAUACAUAACCGAAAAAUAAAUAACCCCUCAAAAUACGGGACUUUCUCUUUGGCUGAACGAAGCCGAGUUCCUCAGAAUAAAUCUUUGUAAUAUUGAGACCGGAAAGGAUCUGUGUGGCUUGAUCCCAAGAAUUAAGUGGGAUAGAGAAAGUUACAGAAGUUACAUUUUGAGGGUGCUGUUCUUGGAUGUCAAAGUAAAACUCAUGAAUGCACUUUGUUGUGACAACCACUCCAUAUCUGCUGUAUCCAAAAGAAAAACCCGAGAUAUUCCGUUUAGAUAGCAUGGACAAAGGUUACCCAUUGCAUCAGCCAGUCCAGAGAUACAAUAUCAAACUAUUUGGUCCCUUUCCACCCCUCUACCUGGGACCAAAAACUUCCUUUAUAUCCUUGAAGACAAUGCAUUGAGAUAUAAAGCAUUGUGAUGGUUUGUGGAUGGUGGAAGGAUGUAGACUUUAGUGUAGCCUGUCUUGCUUCAUAGCCUUUUGAAGACGAAGCAGUCCUCCAUCUUAGGUAGAAUGAAUCCUGAGAGAUAAGAAUGCACUCCUAGGCCUGUGUACUCAGAAGUAAGUCCCACUGAGUUCAAUGGGGCUUACUCCCAGCAAAAUGGAUAUACAGGAUUGCCGCCUUAGUGUAAUAGUUCAUGACUGAUUUUCAUCCUGAGGUCUGAGCACCAUUAAUGCUCGAUAGCCAAUGCUUCUGUUUAGUUAGCGGUUGCUUCCUGUCCCCAAUAACAGAGUUAGAAAACGUAAUCCAUGAAAUGUAAGGCAACUCUUGAAAUAUUAAUUAUAGACUUAACCUCAAAGAUCCUUGUUUUCUUUUCUCCCUGACACCACACUGUUACAUCUUUUUUGAACUUCUCUGUUCUUUACUUCCCUGAAAGAUUUAUCCGAUCAUUAACCCAUACAGAAAAUAACAUCUGAUGGGCCUUAGUGGCUAGAAACCAUCAAUUACUAUAAGCCCACACCGGUUUUAUAAGUCUUUUCCUCCACAAAGGUAGUAUUUCAGGACAAUACUGAUGUCACUUCCUGUUUUGCAGAAUUACCAUUUUAGGCUGGAAUUUCCUCCCAAUACUCCUGCUUUUUCUUCAUGUUUUGAGGGCAGACUGAUUCGAUGCUUAAUAAUAUAUCAAACCCAAGCUGCUUUUAAAAAUGAUAACUUAUGCAGACAAUACUUGAAAUUGUUUAGUCAAUCAUUCUUUGGGGCACCUAGGUUUGGGGCAGAUGUUUUCCCCCCCUAGCAUAACUUUUUCAAGGGCUUAUUUAGGAAACAGUGGGAAGUUUGGCUUUUCUUUCUUUUUUUUAAGUCUAAGCUUCUGCUUCUGUAUGUUUUCACUAGCAAUACAGUUUGCAAUUGAAUCCUAUUUAUAUAUACAAAUAUGUAUAAGGACACUCGGCUUUGAAAAAACUGUUAGCAACCAUUCUGCCUCCAACUCACAUUGACAGAUGCAGUGUUCCAAACAGCAUUAACUAUGCAAAGAAUGCCUUAUAUACAAUAUAACGUCUCAGUAUACAGCAAUACGUCUAUUGUACAAGGAAUAUUACUAGUGGCAGCGAGCAAAGCUAUCUCCUCAAUAGUGACAAAACUGGCUGUCUGGGUAUUUUUUACAUUUUUUUUUUCUAAAUGUGAAGGUGGAUCUUAUAUACAUAGGACUGUAAUUUCUAGUGGCUUAAAAUGUAUAAUGCCAUUAUUCAGUCCAAUAAACCUUUAAAUAGUUU